ACUAUCUGUCACCUACAUACUGAGGGUGAUCUGUGGGAUUUGGAGAGGAAUUUGGAUCUUUUUUCUCUCUCCAUUGUGUGUCUGUGCCCUGGAGAAGGAGCCUGUUUGGAUACAUGAUCUGUGCUUCCCAGCAGGGGUAAGUGUGCUGUAUGUAGCAUUGUUGGCAGAAAUGGCCAUGUUUGUGCUUCUGUUCUCAGCCCCUGUGUCUGACUCAGCCCAGGCUGGAGAAAAGAGGAGGGGAGAGGGGGCACAGACUGGAUGAUCAUUUAUAAUCGGGAAGCACAGCUAAUAUAAUGACUAUCCUGGCUGGAGCUAUAUAUCUGCAGAAUAGAAUUAACACCAGCUGAAAGUUUGCAAGAAAAUACACCCCAUUGCUGAUUUAAUAAUGGAUGGCUCUGUGAUCAGGGCUGGGGUUGCUUGUGUGGCUGUGGAUUGCCUCCCUCUUGUGAGGUGGAUGUCUGGUUCUGUGAUUUAGACCUUUUUAGGUCCCAUGGAAAUGAGGUAAUCAUGUACCUUAGUAAUCUGGCACAGUGACAUUACUGGAGAGGACACACACCCUGGGGGGAAGUGGGGGGGAUGUACACAGGGUCUGGCAGUGAAAUGGUGUUUGUUUACUAGUAACUUACAGCGGGAAAGGGUGAGAGUUGCUGACUAGCUGUAAGUGCCCCAGGCACACUGCUUCUGAUAUGAGGUGUCAGCACUGAGGGGGGGGGUUGAGAUGGGUAGAGUUAAUGUGAUGUUUUCAAGCCUGUCUGAUCCUGUAUCUUACAGGAAGUAAUGGAAUGAUAAUGUAAACAGUCUAUUAGAAGGGAUUUUUAAAGAAUGCCUAAACUGAUACAAAAUGGAUACAUUUUACUAGGAACAUGGUAUUUAGUUCCAAAACUGUGUCACAUUUCAAGGAAUGAAUUCUUAUCACCUUCCAUUAGCCAGCAGCCAAUUUACUGCAAGAAUGACCAGCAUCUGCAUGUGUGACAGGCCCUGUCUAGCAUGAGAUGAGUUAACCUCCCCACCCCCUACUCAGGGCAUGCUAGGGGUUACACUUGCUACAGAACAAUUGUAAAGUAAUGACUGAUGGAGUUAUAGAAUAGAAAAUGACUGCUUCUAGGUCAGUGACUCAUGGUGACUGGCCACUAACUGGCAGACAUCCCAAGUUUAUGCUUCUGAGCAAGAGAGAAGCAUGGCUUUCCUAACCGCAAGUGACUCUCCCUGCGUUGUUUUCACUUCAUAUACCAAUUUAAAAUGUCAAUGUUUUUUUAUGUAUCAAAACGAGAAGGGACACAAUGACUGGUUCAAGUGGCUGUGGAAAAAGGUGCACAUCUUUCUUGAUCAUGGAGAACUCUAUAAACACUCUGUCAUCAAUCCCAUUCCAUUUAAUUUUUUUCACCUGUCAAUUUCCAUUUUGUUAUCCACCUGUAUGUUUUGUGGGUUUUUCCCACUUUUUUUUUUCACUUGUUUAUUGUUACUGUUGAGGCUGUACAGACAAGAUGUAUUUGUGACAACCAAAAUUAUUGUUUGUUGUAUUUAGUGUGUUGAUAUAUAUACACAUAUAAUAUUUUAGGAAGUGAAGUUGUGAGCUUUGUGACAUACAAUCCUGAUUACUUUUGCUAGUAUACAUUAUUUGCGGACCUUAUGUUUUGAUUUUUGAACAUUGAGAUGUGUACGUACACAUAGAUAAUUUUAUAAUUAAAAAUAAUUUACCCACGAUACUUUGUAUUACUCAAAGUCUCCAUAAAUUGGUUUGCAAGUUAUAAGCAAAAAAAAAAAAUAGUAUUUGAAUAAAAAUGUUUUUUUUUAAAAAUAAUAAUCAGUCACUGUGUGUAUUGCCCUACGAGCAGCUGACUUGUUUGCUUAUUAAUUAUGUAUUUGCCACUUCUUAUAGUGAAUAUUUUAUUACUGCUCUCUGAUAUUUGUAAAAGUCAUCUUGAAUAAGUGUGGUUUUAUUUUUGAGUGGAUCCCUCUGUAAAUUAUAUUGAUCAACAUUCAAUAUACUUAUUAUGAGGUAGCCAGUACUUCAUCAUUUUAAUAAAAUUAUGGGAAGGACAACUCCUAUCUACCUGGACUAAAAUCACAAGGGAAAACUCAAUUUUAACAUAUGAAUGGACACCAUUGGCUUUCCUUUUGUAAAGAGUCCAAACUUCAUGCAUAGGUAGUGUGAAUGUGAUUUAAAAUAUAGCUGUAUCACGUGCAUACAAAAUAUAUAAAUAACAUUUAUACACCAUAUAAAAAAAAAAAAAAGGUAAAUUUAACAUAGAAUUGUAUUGUUUGUAAGAGUGUGAGAUUGUGGUAGCUUAUUCUUCAGAUACAAUGUAAUUACUUUAUUGCGCUUGCAAAUUCAUGAUUGCAUCACUGUUUUGUCAGCCUUUGUCACUUUCAAAAUAGCAGCCAAAAUAAAAUGCAAUGGGCAGUGAGAUUAUCUAGUGCUCCAUCAACUGUAAUGCUUACUCAAGGAGGGCAAUGUCCUCUUCCUAAAUGUGAAUUUCCAUGUCAAAAUCCAUGACCUAUUUAAAAAUAAAUAACAUUGCUUUUUUUAGUUUGUGUGCUCUGGGGAUAUGACACAAGGAUCCCCCCCCCCCUCCAAGUUACAGAGCUAUAAUUUUUAAUGCUAUUUAAUAAUAGAUUUAUUCUCUAACCCGGGAUAAGUUGGUUAUUGACCGAGGGAUUCCACAUUACAGGCAAAGAUAGUUGAGCUGGGAUUACAGUAUAGUUUGUCACUUUUCAGUUAGGCUAUUUUAGUCUAACCAUUAACAGUUCUGUAUUGUGUUGAUGGUAUGAUUUUGUUAUUUGUUUUUUGACACAUUUCUAUUGUGUUGUGAAGAACAUGACUUCAUUUAGCAAGUGUUUUUAGAUUUAUCCAGCCUGUCAUUGGCUAAGCCUGUAACAUGCAGUAAGCAGGGCUUUCUGGCAUAUAGAGCAUUCGUUUAGUAUUUCUAUGAAGAACGCAAAGGUUGACUUCUCUGUCCUACAAUAAAUAUGAGCAUCUUGGGACCUUCCAUCGGAUUUCCCCUAAUAUAUAUUUUUUUGUUUUACAACUCUCUCUAUGCAGAUCUUGGAUUGCUUUUAAUACAUGUUGCAAAGUACAUGGAUCCAAAAGUCCCUUUUUAUACUCAUAAAUCAUACAGGAAAGUGUUUUUUGAUGAACAUAUGGUACUAUGGUACAGGAAAUAGCAUAAUUUCAUCUUCCUGUAAACUAGCUUCAUAUACAAUAUACAAACAAAUGUUCAGCAUAUGGAGAGAUAAGUUAAAUGUAAUACUAUGUGAAUCAGGAAGUUUCAUUUUGGUUAGAAGUUUAAAAAAAGAAUGAUAUUCUAUCUUUACAAAAUUAUGUGGGCUUGUACUAUUUUAACUCUAAAUGGCAUUAAAGACUGUAUUCUAAUUCAUGCAAUAAUACAUUGGGCAGUUGGCAUUUUAUUGUGAAACAUAUUUUAACAAUCUUCUUUGAGUCCUGUAGUUGGCUUCUACAAAAUAUAGCUUUGUUCAUGGUAUUCAAGGUAUCCCCUUUAAUUUUAUGGGACCAUUCUCUAAUGUAAUUUGUUCCAUUUUGAAUAUACCUCUCCUCUAAAGCAAAAUUGAAAAGAUAUGUGUAAAUUAAGAUAUUUUCUGCUUUGCAGAGUCACUGUUCUUAUUGAAGCCCAUCUGCAUUGGAUGCAUAUUUAAAAAUCAGCUCAUAAAUCUGGUAUGCUAACAAAAAUACCCCUUAUUGGAUUGAAAAAUUCUGGUCGAUAUAACAAAUGCUGAUAAGACUGCUAAAUUAUACAGAUUUCUGUUUUUAUUGAUGCGGUCACCUCAAUGGAGCCAUCUAUUAGCAGGCCAUGGGGGGGACCUAACAAGUGUGGCAGGUGGGUGUCCAGUUGUAUUUGGAUGUCUGGGUUGGCUGUGCGAUGGCUUAAGUAAUGUGUUACAAUACCCUAUAUUCGCUGGCCUAACGUGGAGGUCAAUAAGAGCAAAGCAGUUAACAUAAAUGUGACCUGAUCAUAAACAGAUAAGAAAAGAGGAAAAUAUGAUGACUGUAAUCAUUGUGGAAAAAUAAUCUUGAGAGGAUUUUAAUUGAUUUUAAUAACAGAAACAAAUUAAUGCCAGACUGAAAAUUAUGUAAUUUCCAUCAAUGAUUUGUUCCAAUUAAAGUGUCUGGGUUUUUUUCGUGUCAAAUGUUCUUAUAAGGGAUUAAUCACUCAAGUGGAACUUGCAAAACUUUAGGUCAAAAUAGUUGACUGAUAUAAAAUUCCAAUUCUGUGUGAUUGUUUGGACUUAGAAUGAAUGUGCUCUUCCUAUUCCAUUGCUCCGCAGUUCCAGAAUGUGCUCUUCCUAUUCCAUUGCUCCGCAGUUCCAGAAUGUGCUCUUCCUAUUCCAUUGCUCCGCAGUUCCAGAAUGUGCUCUUCCUAUUCCAUUGCUCCGCAGUUCCAGAAUGUGCUCUUCCUAUUCCAUUGCUCCGCAGUUCCAGAAUGUGCUCUUCCUAUUCCAUUGCUCCGCAGUUCCAGAAUGUGCUCUUCCUAUUCCAUUGCUCCGCAGUUCCAGAAUGUGCUCUUCCUAUUCCAUUGCUCCGCAGUUCCAGAAUGUGCUCUUCCUAUUUCAUUGCUCCGCAGGUCCCAGAUUAAUGAAAUAAACGCCUAGUGUUUAGCUGUGCUUUGAUCAGUAUAAAAUAUAAAUGUUGCAACAACUAAUUUCAAAUGCUGCUUUGCAACACUGUUCUGGCUAAUAUAGAACAUUUCAAACAUAAUUAUUUUUUAAAUUGAUGCUGCGUGUCUGGUUUUCUACGUGCCUCUCUCUGCUUGCCCAUCAGGAAUUUUUGAAAUCAUGUUUGUAAUGAUCUUUUUUUCGCUGUAGUAGCUGUUUAAAUUGCGCUCAAGAACACUGCAGGCUGAGGGGAGGCUGCUUUUCAAAAUUAUGUUGACCUGACGAUUUAGCUUCUACCAGUGCAAAUCAUUACUCCGUCUUUGACGUGAUUGGGUUUCUGUCAAAUGCUGUUUAGCUAAGCACUUACAAUAUAGCAAGUGUCACAUCAUUCUUUUAAGGUAUUUAUUUAUUUUUAUUUUUUUUAGUAUGCAUCUUAAGCCCCUCUUCCUUCCACAAAAAAAAUAUAUAUAUAUUUAUUUUAAAACUGCCCCAGCUAAUUGAGUUUAGACCGAAUAUGCAAAGAAAACAUUUAAAAUGUCACACUGGAUAGCAGUGCACCAUUGGAGAUGACUGUAUACAACACUGUUGUAUUUGAAGACAGUCUCUCAAAGCUCUUAUUAAAACCUCCCUAUGCAAUAAUUAUUUCAGUAUUUGCUUUCUAGCAUGAACUCAGGUGUUACCUGCUAGAAUUGCAGAUUAACCUGUUGGCUUUUGCUAAUGCCAGUAAACAAAUCUGCAGUUUGGCGCCGUCUUGGCAAACCUUGGCAUGGCUACAGUUUUUAAAAGGCUGGGUGAACAUGCUGUGUCACCUAGUCCACAAAUAUCUUCUUUGCGAAGUUACCACUGCAGAGUUUAGCUAUUGCUCGUCCAUUGAUGUAUAACCAAAAAAAAAGAUGUCCAGGAGUAUACAAAUACGGGACCUCCACUGAAAUACAAUUCCCAUGAAUCUUUGCUUCUCAUGUGCUUGUUGUAGUUUGUGAUUCAUGGGAGGUGUACUGAGGAAGUCUGGUAUUCGGAUUCUCCUGUUGUACAAUGUAUUAGUACUUUAGAGCCUUUGCAUUAAAAAGCUUUACCUAUGAAGGUAUGUUGGGAAUAGAAAACUGUAUAAAUAGCAAGUCCCUUCUAAUUAGUGAUGCAAUUUUAUCUCUUGGGUCAAUGGGCUAGUUUAAUCUCAUGCUUUGUGCUCACUCCUCGUGUUUCUAUUUUGACACAGAGUACGACUGCAUGCUAUACACAAAUGCUACACUUCAGAAUCGCACAUCAGUACAGGUCCUGGAACAUCCAGACUUUAUUUAAAGAAAUUACUCGGCUAUCUACUUUGUAAAAAUGAGACCAGCUUCUUCGAUACUAAUAUCAUAUAAAUUUAUUUAUUUAUUUAUAAAAUAUUUUACCAGGAAAGAUACAUUGAGAUUUCUCUCGUUUUCAAGUAUGUCCUGGGUCCACAAAUCAUUGCAUUGUUACAUUAGGUACAACAAAAUACAAAAACAAUAUUAAUACACAAUAUAUACAAAAUUUAACAUAGAACAGGCAGGAAAUAUAUAAUCAACCAUGACACAUGCAUUCUGUUUUGAGGUAUGUAGAGAGGGAUCUCUUAAAUGACUUUAGGCUUAGGGAAGAUUUUAAAUUGUGCGGGAGGUCGUUCCACAAUUGCGGCGCUCUGUAGGAGAAGGAGGAUCGGGCCGCUUUCUUUUUGUAUUGAGGUAGACUAAAGUGCUUGUACUGGAUCGGAGGUUAUAGAAAGUGGGAACAGCUAAGGAAAGCAUUUUGUUCAGGUAGGGUGGGAGUUUCCCAGAGAAGCUCUUAAAAACAAGGCUGGAAAUAUGAAGGGUGCGUCUGGAUUCCAGCGACAGCCAGUUUAGUUCCUUUAGCAUGUCACAAUGAUGGGUCCUGUAAUUACAUUGUAGCACAAAUCGGCAGAACGAGUUAUACAAUGUGUUGAGUUUAUUAAUGUGGGAUCGCGAUGCAGACGCAUAUACUACAUCCCCAUAAUCAAUGAUUGGCAUCAGCAUUGGCUGUACAAUCUUUUCCUUUACUGUAGGGCUUAGGCAGGCUUUGUUUCUGUACAGGGCACCUAAUUUUGGAUAAAGUUUAGAUGCAAGCUUUUCUAUGUGCAGGCCAAAAGAUAGAUUGGGGUCUAAUAUCAUACCCAAGUAUUUGAAAGAGUGGACUGCGGUCAGUGUGCCAUUUGAAUUUGUUUUGAUGGAUAGGUGGGGAUUGUGUAAUUUGUGCAAUUUAGGUACUGUUCCAAAGAUCAUUGUGACAGUUUUGUCAGUGUUCAGGAAGAGUUUGUUUUUUGCGAUCCACUUUUCUACCUCUGUAAACUGGUCUUGGAGCAAAGCCUCAAGUUGCGGUAGAUUGGGUUUGCUCGCAUAGAUUACCGUGUCAUCUGCGUACAUGUGUACAUUUGAGGAUUGGCAGACAUAAGGCAGAUCAUUUAUAAAUAAUGUAAAUAGUAGGGGGCCGAGAAUGGAACCCUGGGGAACACCACACGUGACCGGGAGAGGGAGGGAGUCACUGUCAGAAAUGGACACAUAUUGCGAGCGAUCCGAUACAUACGAUCGAAACCAGUUUAAAGAAUGAUCACCAAUACCUGAGUUUUCGAGUUUGUGCAGUAGAAUGUCGUGGUCUACUGUGUCAAAGGCCUUAGCAAAAUCAAGGAAAAUAGCUCCAGUUAGGGCUCCUUGUUCCAUGCCAGUUUGGAUGUCAUUGCAAACUUUUAGGAGGGCAGUUGUAGUGGAGUGAUUCUGGCGAAAGCCCGAUUGAUCAGGGGUCAGAUAGUUUAAUUGUUGGUAGUACUCACAAAGUUGCGUAUGGACACAUUUUUCUAAGAUUUUUGACAAUACCGGGAGCAAUGAUAUUGGGCGAUAGUUAGAAACCAAAGUAGUGUCACCACUUUUAUGGAUAGGCACUACUCUCGCAGUCUUCCAAAGUUUGGGUAUGUAUCCAGACACCAAGGAUUCGUUAAUUAGAGUUGAGACGGGUUUAGCAAUUGCCGGCGCACUGAGCUUCAACAGCAUUGCUGGGAUUUGAUCAGGUCCGGACUGGUUUUUCAUUUUUAGAUUAUUAAGAUGUUUUUUAAUGACACUAACAGGUACAGGUCUAAAAUUAAACUUAUCUAUAUUGGGCCUUUGCAAAUUUAGUGGGGCCUGAUCCACAUUUGUAGUUUCAGGAUGCGUGUCAUUUAUUAGCUUGUCAAUCAGGGCAGUAGAGCAUCCGACAAAAUAAUUGUUAAAGGCAUUUGCAACAUCUAAAGGAAGUUGCAGGGUUUGGUUACCCACUUUGACAGUGGAGGGUUGGGAGUGGAUUGGGGGAGUUUGUAGUUUAUUUAUGACUUUCCAAAAGUUUCUACGUGUGCUUAGUCUAAAGUUGACGUCACAGACAUUUUGAGCAAACUUCUAAAAUUGGAGCAAUCACCAUAGAAAACAAUGGAAUUCUGCUUGCUCGACUUUUAGAACUUUGGCCUGGUAGUUCUUUACAAUUAACCUCUGUCUACAAGUUUCUGUGUCUUGCUUUUCUUCAGAUAUAAAACACCAGAUCCAUUUUUAUGGAAAGAACAUGUGCGUUAGCGUUGACGGCACAUUUUAAUUGAUAACUUUAACAUUUUUAAAUUUGUGGGUUUUUUUUUUUGUAAAAAACAAACAAACAAACACACCAAACAAUUUAAAUGUAAGCCUGUCUUGGCACAGCCUGGCAUUCUAUGCAAACACUGCAUAUAUGCAGGGAGCAUCAGGGGAAAAAGAUACUCCACAAACAUACACAUGCGAGACAUCUUAAGAAGGUAGCCUCCUUGAUCACCCAGAGAUUUCUGCCUCCCACUUCUGCACACCCCACCAAAGAAAAUGCUUCAUUAUGAAGGUGACCAUUUAAUAAGUAGUUGGUUGAGCAGUUAUACAUUAUGAAUUUCAGACAAAUUAAAUAAACCAUAUUGAGCAUUUUCUGCUGGAGAUGCUAGAGUCCAUUAGAACUUUUUAAAUAUAAAUUAGGCAUUAAUGAAGUGGUCUGGGUGCCAGGUCCAGCUAGAUUUAACCAUUUUUAUGGUAAACAACUGCUAUGUUUACCUAUGGGUUAAUCCAGCCUCUAGUGGCUGUCUCAUUGACAGCCACUAGAGGCGCUUCGGUGCUUCUCACUGUGAUUUUCACAGUGAGAAGACGCCAGCGUCCAUAGGAAAGCAUUGAGAAAACUCUCCUAUGGACUGGCUGAAUGCGAGCGCGUCACUGGCCGCGCAUGCGCAUUCAGCAGUUGACAUCAGAAAAGGGAGCCCGCCGCUGGAAAAAAGGUAAGGGACUAACCCCUUCCUCCCCCUUCAGCGCUACGGCAGUGGGACCCUGAGGGUGGGGGCACCCUCAGGGCACUAUAGUGCCAGGAAAACGAGUUUGUUUUCCUGGUACUAUAGUGGUCCUUUUAAGCCUUUCCCAUAGAAAAAAACAUUGAAUCAGUGCUUUCCUAUGGGUGUUUUUAGAUAGUGGACAUACUGUAGCGUUACUUACCUUAUCCAGGGGCCGGCCGCGGUCCUCUCUUCGAGCCGCGCGCGGUCCUGCUGCUGCACAAGCCGCGAGCGGCUCAUCUGACAGCUUCACUAGGAAGGCGGGCAGUGCACGUGUCCCGCCUGAAUCUAAGAGCGCCCCGCGAGUCUCGGGCGCGCUCUUAAAGAGACAGUGGGAGCCUAAAUUGUUAAAAGGCUCCCAUUGGCCCCUGUCAUGCCACACUCCCCAUACACUUACCUUUUGGGGGUGUGGAUAUGACAGGAGCCAAUCACAUUAGUUUAGAAGCUAUUUAAACUUACCUCUCCCUUUACUCCCUGCCCUAUCGUGGUUUCUGUUUCAGUUCCCUUUAGCGCUUGUUGUGUUCAGUUGUGUUUUCUCCGUAUUGACUUUGGCUUUGUUUCUGACUACGGUUUCUCUUUAUCCUUAUCUGUUCUGGUUGUCGGCUUCCUGUUUACUGUGUACCAGACCCCGGCUAGUCCUAGUUUACGCUGUCUCUCUGUGCCCUUGACUUCGGAUCGUUCCUGACUCUGCCUCCUCUCAUAUACGUCGAGUCCGGCCAUUCUAAGGUCCGGUAGACGUAUCUCUCCUCUGUUUUGUCUUCUGUUUAGCUGAAUCCUGCGUGUUGGGGUACGUUCUCGUUACACAUCCUCAUUCAAAGCGUCAGAACGUCUAGCAUCGUUUCAUGGAGUUAAACUUUGUAAAACUGCAGGAAGUGCCUUUAGUGGCUGUCUACUAGAGGUAGUCUUCACCCUGCAAUGUAAACAUUGCAUUUAUUCUAAAACUACAAAGUUUUCAGCUGCAUGAUUUAAGGGGACAGGGACACUGCACCGAUUGGAUGAAGUGGUCUGGGUGCCUAGUGUACAAUUAAAGUUUGUCUUGUUUACCCUUUGUACAACAUUGCAGAACAUGUUGGCUCUAUAUAAAUAAUUUUAAUUGUAACUUAUGCACACAGUAUUUUGAUGUAUGCAUCUGACUCCUGUAGUAGACCUGGCAUAAAAAAAAAAGCUUAUUUUAUUAGCAAAAUACAUUUUUGUAAAAUUAUUUUUCUCACCACACUGGAUGUUUUUGGUAUUUUUCAUUCCUGACUACUCUACCAGAGUCUGGGAGCCUGAGGAUUCUGCAUAGUAUCUUAGCUGUUCCUAGAACUGCACUCUUCUGGACAGCGAUCUCAGAUGUCACUCUUGGAAUCUGCUGAAGCCCCAAGUGCCCCGAACACUACUGGGAGAAAAAAAUGCUUUUGCUUUCCACAUCGCAUAUAUCCUAUACAUGCCGCAUAUAUAUAUAUAUAUAUAUAUAUAUAUAUAUAUAUAUAUAUAUAUAUAUAUAUAUAUAUAUAUAUAUAUAUAUAUAUAUAUAUAUAUAUAUAUCUCUCUAACUGAACACAAAUAUCAGUGUUUAAGAGCAGAAAAAUGAAUAAUAUCAGGAAAAGGGAAGUUUUUGUGUGACAAAAUGCAAAAAAGUAGCUACUAAAACAUACUGGACACACCCCAUUUUGAAUACCCCGGGUUGUCUACUUUUGCAUGGUAUACCAUGAUGGAGGUAAUUUUAAUUCCUGUGCUGCCAAACGGUCACAAAGGUGACCGGCUCAGCAAACCAAUCUGGCAAAUCUCAUUGUGUAAAAACUGAAAUGAGCAAGCUCAUAAUUUGGCCCUUUAACUUUCCAAAACCCUCAACCUGUAGAUGGGGGUACUCCCUGAACACAAAUGUGUGUAUUAAUGCCAUGCAAAUGUUGGAAAAGAACAUUUCAUAAUUUCUUACACUUUAAGAUUUUGAUUAAUUUUAAAUUGUUUCAUAUCUAAAUAUUUGAUGUGAAAUGAACGCCCCCUUUCCUGGGAAAAAAAAGAUAGAUAUAAUAAAUGUGGGUGCAUUUAAUAUGAAAGAGGUUAAUUAUGGUUGAACAGACCUAUAGCAAACGUUUCAGUUUUAGCUCAGAACUUAUACAAUUGUGUUUGGGGUUAACUUGCUUUAUCCAUUUUUAUUUCCUGCUUCAUAAAUUGAACUUUAAUCACACACAAGAGGCUAUCAACCUAGCAGGAGAUAGGAAAUGCUAAAUUAAACAGAAUGUGCAAUAAAGAAUGUUCAAACAUUAGAUCUCUCUUUACAGGAAGUGUCUAGGAAGGCUAAGUCACAUGCAGGGAGGUGUAACUAUGGCUUCAUAAACUGAUUUAAAAGGACACUCCGGUCACCAUAACAUAAAAUAAAUGAAGCUAAGGGGUUAAACUGUUCUCGAAUGGUUUAUCCCGGAAGGUUGCCUCCAGUGCCAUUCCUCUUCUGAAUCAAAGUUACAGGAAGCGUGGAGUGCCACAUUGCCCUGUGGCCCUCCAUGCUUCUUGUUACUAAGAUUCAGAAGCCGGAUCCUGCCUAGGUGACCUGGAGCUAGGCACUGGAGGCAACCUUUGGUGUUAAAUUGUUCGAGAAUGGUUUAACCCCUUAUGGUAAGAAUGCACAGAGUCGGCCUCCAGGCACCAUAACACCUUCAUUUAGGUGAGCUAUACACUAAAACUGCUUUAUUGACUGAAAGUUGAUUUGGUGCCUAUAGUAUAGGACACUGAAUCCGCUUAUUACUGGAUGUUUAAUGGUAAUAUUCUCCUCUUGCCAAUUUCAUGGCACUCAAGCAAAUGCUUAUUGUUUGAAAAUAUAAAAAGUUAUAAUAGUAAAUAAAAUGUAGUAUGUAAUUUAGAAAGGGGAAACUUCAGAACUUUAAGUUUACAGUCUGAAAAAAUAAAUAAAAAAAUUGUUACUCUGAUCUAGAUUUAAAUGCAAACCUACCCAAAAUCUAAUAGUAUAUUACAUUAUGUGAUAUAUUAUGUAUUUUCUCACUAUCUGCUACCAGGAUUUGAACCUGUGUUUGAAAAGGUUGUAGAGAUGGUUUAAAAAAAAAAAAACUGUGUGUGUGUGUGUGUAUAGAAAUAUAUUUAUUUAUUUUACAUAAAGUUAUUGUAACUAAUAAAUGGUAUAAACUAUAGAAUAUUCUUUAUCUAUUUAUUAAUAUUAAGACCUAUUCUUUAUAGGAUUUCCCCCCCCACCCCUCCCUCCGAUUCUUUUUAAACCACAGAAUAUAUAUAUAUAUAUAUAUAUAUAUAUAUAUAUAUAUAUAUAUAUAUAUAUAUAUAUAUAUAUAUAUAUAUAUAUAUAUUAUAUAUAAUAUUAUUUUCGAAUGCAAAGUUCACACAAUAUAAAGCGGUUUGAUGCAAACUGUGAGUACCCUGACUACCCAUCGUCAAGCCCCUCUAUUGGUGUUAUUGAAGAAGUUGAUCCCUUUCUGCAUUGGAUAUAUCAACUCCGUCCAGAGUUGGAUGAAAUCUAUUGGCUUAGGGUGUAGCUAACAUUCUCAGCCAAUGAAUUCCUUCCAAUCGUUGGCAAGUUUGAUAUAACUAAUGUGAAAGAGAAACGCCAGACACUACCGGUAAAGUUUUAUGCAAAACUGUGGCACAGCACACCUGGGCAAAGCUGCGGGGACUAUGGUGUUCAGAAGGCCCCUUUAGUGGCUUGAUAAGUUGUUGUACCUUUAUUAAGCAUUUUAAUCGUGGUUUUUUUAUUUUUUUUCUGUUUUUUUUUUUUUUUGUUUGUUUUUUUUCUUAGUAAUAUAAAAUAAGUUAUUUGUUCUUAAAGGGACACUCCAGGCACCCAGACCACUUCUGCCCAUUGGAGUGGUCUGGGUGCCAACUCCCACUACCCUUAACCCUGCAACUGUAAAUAUUGGAGUUUUCAUAAUCUGCAAUAUUUACCUUGCAGGGUAAACUCCUCCUCUAGUGGCUGUCUACUAAAUAGCCACUAGAGGGCACUAACUGGUUUAUAGCACAGAUGGUUUAUCGCACAGUGCUAUAGCGUCGCUGGACGUCCUCAUGCUAUGUGAGGACCUCCAGCGUCGCUGAAAUCCCUAUUGGAAAGCAUUAAAAGCAUUUUCAAUGCUUUCCUAUGGGGAGGUCUAAUGCGCAAUAGGUCUCCCCCGGAUGACGUCGGCGGGAGAGGAGCAUGGGCGGAACCUGAACCAGCGCAGAGGGAUACAGGUAAGUCACUGAAGGGGUUUUAACCUGGGAUGGGGGGUGGGAGGGAGAGGGGACCUGCAGUGCCAGGAAAACGGUUUGUUUUCCUGGCACUGGAGAGUCCCUUUAAUGAACAUAUUUUAUAGUGCGACUGACUAAAUUGUAUGUACAAGAAAAUGGAAUAAACUAGAACUGAUGAAAAAUACAACACAACCUGAAUUAAAAACAUUAUCAUUAUUUUCAGGGUUAUUUAUUAAAUUGAGAAUUGUCAUGAACUCAAAGUGAAUUUAAGAAAAUUUAAGGUAAAUAUAGCUGAAUUUGGAACAUUCUCCAAGCCAGCUAUGCUUCCAGGUCAGUAAUUCUUGUCUAAAUUUAGAAUUUUUUGCUCUGAAUUCACUUAAAAUUUCUUGUAAUUCCCACCUGAGUGAAUAACCCUGUUUGUAUUAACGUAGCAAUGAUCCAUUUACUUUCUUACUGAACCAUGCUUCCUCUUAGUGAUCUCAUUGCUUUGUGCGUGUUUAACAGCCACGUCUCCUGCCUCUGCAGGUGGCCUCAGAGUUCCAAUGACGCUACCUGAAGAAGAAAUCUUUUUUUCAAGCAUUCUUACAGCUAUAGUGUGUUCAGGACUAUUGCUUUGUACUGAGUGUGCAUUUCAAACCGCUUUAAAUGUGUUUUUGCUGUACUUUGUGCAUGUACUGAAAGGGUUAAAAUGCCAUAGGUAUAUUAAACCUCACGAACUGUCAAGUCACUGCCUAUUGUAAAUAUCCUAGAGGCAAACGUACAGGUAUUUUAAAUGGAUUAUUCUAUUUUUAUAACUUCCCUUAUAAACCCGUUUGUUGUGUUUUUUUUUUUUGUUUGUUUGUUUGUUUGUUUUUUUUUAUCUAAAAAAAAAAAAGACAUAUAAAGUGUAUAGCAGUAGUUAAUUCUAACACGGAACAAAUUUCCAGAAAGUACGUGCAUGCAAGGGACAUGUGCUCAGACGUGUAUCCUUUUGUAAUCGGGUUAGGUUGUGAACUAUAACCCACGUCACUCGGCAAACAAUGCGUUCAUAUCCUUUGCAGACCAAGUAUGCUGGAUUCCCCAAUUAAGUGUUUUUUUUUUUUUCUUAAGUAUCUGAACUUGUACUUUGUAGGGAUAAUAGGCCAGAACAAAAGGUCAACACACGAAGACUUGGCAUUAAUUAGGGGAGAGUAGACGUGUCUUUAGUGUGUGUGACCAUUAAGUGGAUUUCCCACAGUCCUCUUACAGUAAGACCAUUUUUCAAAUGGAGUGACUAAUACAGUGCAAAGUGCAGUUGGAACCAAUGUUUUGACCUGUCAAGUGUGUUUAACCCUUUCACUUGCAAGCGAUUUUUGAGCAGUAACUAGAUUGUUCCAAGCAUAGCUUAGACAAACUAUUUCAGCUCCUCACAAAUAAUCGUCACUGUAUUCAUGCAUUCCUCUUUUUCCCCAGACAAAAAAAAUGGAAGGGGAACACAAUUCUUAGAAAUGUUAUAUAAAUUGUAAAUGAAAUACCAUGAAAACUAACUCUAUUUCUUCCAAAUUUUUGUUAGCUUCCAAUUUUUAAUUUUUCACUUUUUUUUAAUUUUUUUUUAUUGAUGCUUUUUUUGAAGAUCUUAACAUUGGGGUUCGGGCUAGACUGGAUCCGUACGGUGGGGGUUAAGUUGCUAUGUAUUCAUGUUGAAUUUUCUUGUCUAUUUUAUCCUUUUUGUAUCUCAUACCCUACAGUGUUUUUUUGUCAAGAAGGUGACUUUGUAACGUCAGAAGUGAAGGAUCACUGGAAAUUGGACACUAUUAAUAAAAUGUUGAUGAGGGAAAAAGCUGCUGUGGAUAAUGUUCAAGGUUCAUUCACAGUUCAAGGUUGGACUCCAAUGGAAUGUCAAGCGGAGGUCAGGUUGUGUUGUCUAAUAUUAACACAGUCUCAAGGACAUGUGAUUGACUUGGCAACCAUGUAAAAAAUAUGUUGACUGCGAACGCAAUUGUAAGAUGUGUUUUCUUUUGUAAGCUGCAUAUAAAUGGUCACACCCCUUUAAAAAACAUUCUGCUUAUUGGACCUGCCCUGUACCCUUGCCCUGUACUUGGUGUUCAGCGCCUGGGUGUGUUAACCACAUUGACAUCUGUUACUUCAACAUCAUAUUUCAGUUCCGGUCCAGUUAUUAAAGGGACAUUCCAGGCUAAAGUUUAGCCACUCUCUCUUAUUUUUUUUUUUUUUUAUGCACUGAAACAUGCUAAAGCAAUAAAUUUAAAAACAAAAAAAGUCAUUGCUAAAUAAUUUAUACUCACACUUGAACUUCUUGUGUCUGCUGCAACUCCCCAGACUGUGCAGCUGCUGCCGAAUGCUCACCAAAGCCAGGAAGUUAGUCAGCCAAUCACGCCAUCAAUAAAAUGUCUGAGCUUAUCCGAGUAGCUGUGUUUUUUUGGGUCACAGCAAGGACUUUUGUGGGUUUUAGUAUAAUUGCUAAAUUUCUACAUUAGAGUGUUAACUGCUGAACUACAAUUCACAAAAAUCCAAGUCAUACGAUCAUCUACUGCAGUAUUUGUUUGGAAAAAUAAAAAUACUGGUAUGUUGGAAGGGAAGGUCAGAGUGCAUGCAUUCAUUGGGAAGCAAAACUAAUUAGUAUGAAAUGUAAAGAUUCUCCAACCCCACCUUUUUUUUUUUUUUUUUUUUUUUUUUUUUUUUUUUUUUUUUUUUUUUUUUUUGGGUUAAACCAAUUAAUAAUGUCCUAUUGGCAUUAUUCACCACGGUACACCCUGUUCUAAACGCUUGAAAAGCAUUCUAAAUGCAGGUGUUAAUCAACACUGGGCAAAGUUGCUGGAGCUGCACGGCAUGCUCCAUCUGAUGUCACAGGAGCUGCGCUUAAGUCCAAUAAAAGAAAGGCAUUUGAUUUUACCUUUUAACCGGGUCAGAGCGCAUGCACACACUGAGUUUGGAUGAGAAAAGAGAGGGAAAGAAACAUGGAGGGAGGGCAUUGGAAAGAUCCAAUAUUGGGUGAUUAUAGGGACUUGGGAGAUCUACAGUGAUGGAGAGAGGGGGAAGCAUCGUACAUUCCAUCUGAUAUGGGUUCUUGGAGUGUCACAUCAGGUUGAAACGUGUUGCUGCUUUUUGAGUUCAUUGUACAAAGCUAAAUUCUUUCUUUGUCCUGUACAAAAAAAUAAAAUAAACAAAACCGUUUUACAGAUGUAAACCUCUAAAUAAAUCCUAAUCAGUGCUGAUUUAUCAGUUGUAAAAAGAGCAUUCUUCCACAAAAAAUGUAGAUUGCAGUCUGUUUCUGUUAGAUAUACACAUAAUUUAUACACUGUGCUAGUAAAAUUACCUGCAGAUCUAUAAAUUAAGAGAUCUCCUACCCGUUAAUUCUACUCUUGCCACCCAGAGCCGCCCCUCUUGUCUCCCGAAACUGAUUCAUGUUGGUUUGGAUUUCAUGUUCGGAAUCCUUGCACUCUCUGAUGGGAGCAUACUUGACAAGUAGACCUACUGUAACAUCUUUUCUGUCUCUUUCAAGAUGGUUUUUGUAAAUGAAUGUGUGCACAGCUGCCGGUACCUGAAUGAAUUUUCUGGCAUCAAAUUAUGCAUGUCGUUUGAGACUGGUAUCUGCACGUCUGCAGUAUAUAUUGUUUGCAAAAUUCAGCAACUAAGCAGUGGAAUUUAUAUAUGUUGUAGUAGAAGAUAAUGCCAUUCAGAGAUUCUCGAGACAUCAUAAUAAAUUGCAAGAAUAAAGUCAAAUGAUUUUAUAAAUGUCUCCAGAACCACAGUAUAGCAUUGUUAUCAACUUAUACACAGAGCCGUCUUAACGUAUGGGCACUUUCUGGGCAUUUCCCCAGGAGCCCCACGAGCAUAGGUGCACCAUAGGCUUGCCAACUUUUUAGUAUAUUAAUUCGGAAUACUUUUUCAGAAUCUUCAAACCCUCUUCACUAAAACAUUUAGGUGGACUAAUCACCUUAUUAUCAGCUGUUAUCUGUACAUUCAAUCUUGCUGUUGCAAAUACAUAUUUUGACCUUGACGAAAAAACGUACAUGUACUAAUUGUACAUAAGCAAGACCUAAUCCACAAACAAUUUAGUUAACCCGUAAAUCUAUAAUAAAGUUCUUAUAAUAUUUUUUUACCAUCCAUGUCAGUUGCCUCCCACUGCUACCUUAUAAACGUAAAUAAUGAAAGAAAUUGAACGGAGGUCAAUGAAGUUGGAAGGCUAUGAAGCAACAAUGGCUUUGUUUCGGUUUUCUUUAACUCUGUUCUGCACCUAUUGACACACAGUUUUUAAAUCUGCUGUUUCUCCCUUCCUUCUAAUUCCUCGCCCCACCACAAACAUGCAGGAAGCAUUGUCUCCUUUUCUAACUUCAAGGCUCAUGUAAAAUUGUCCAAACAUUUGUGGUGUUCAAUCUCUGCUGUACAGCUUUUUUUUUAAUGUUUAAAUACAGAUUUUGUUGGACGUAUCAAUAAAUAUUAGCUUCAUGUCAUAGAUAAUUUCAAUUUUUUUUAUUCCUGUGAGUGAUUGUGUAGGCACUGCUUUGCCUUUAAUGCUGGUAAGACGGCACUGCUUAUACAUACUCCAUCAUCGGGUAGCUUUUAUAUUAUGUGAUAAUUUUUCGUUAAGGUUUUGUUAAGUCGUGGUAAGUGUUAAAGGAUCACUAUAGUGCCAGGAAAACAAACUCGUUUUCCUGGCACUAUGUAGUCCUUAGGUCCCCAACACCCUCAUGGCCCCCCUCCCGCUGGGCUGAAGGGGUUAACACUUACCUUUCUCCGGCGCUGGGGAACUCUCCUCCUCCUGCCAACGUCAGCGUGGCAUGCACGGCAAGAGCCGCGCGCAUUCAAACCGGCCAUAGGAUAGCAAUACUCAGUGCUUUCCUAUGGAUAUCAGCAUCUUCUCACUGUGAUUUUCAGUGAGAAUCGCGGAAACAGCCUUAAGUGGCUGUCAGGGAGACAGCCACUAGAGGCCGAAUUAACCCUCAGUGUAAACAUCGCCGUUUCUUUGAAACGGCUAUGUUUACAGCUGCAGGGUUAAAACCUGGUGGACCUGGCGCCCAGACCACUUCAUUGAGCUGAAGUGGUCUGGGUGCCUAUAUUGGUCUUUUAAGGUAGUGUUUUGUUGAUGAGAAGUAUUUACUAUGAGGGUAGGACAUACAUUGCAGCAAUUUAGGAGACCUUGAAAGAUGCAAAUUAAAAAAAAAAAAAAUUAUUUAUAUAUAUAUAUAUAUAUAUAUAUAUAUAUAUAUAUAUAUAUAUAUAUAUAUAUAUAUAUAUAUAUAUAUAUAUAUAUAUAUAUAUAUAUAUAUGUGUGUUAAUUCAACAUAUUUUACAGAACUUUUUGCACUUUAAACCAUUAAUUAUGGCUUGCAUUUUAGUGUUACACUUGCCCUUCCAUACUUUAAAAAAAAAUCUUUUAUUUGUUCUACGUUGGAGACAAAUUAUUAGUGUGCUUAUGUAGGCAAGUCUCAAUUGCUCGUCUCUUAAACACUUGUGUUAUUACUUUUACACUGGUCCAUUCUAAUUAGUGGCUUGUCUGUUUGGCCAUCAUUUACACAGAUGUAAUAGAGCAAAAAUAGAUUUCUAUUAUGAUACGUUUAUGAUUUAACAUAAGACUGAGGUUUGAGUUAUGUAUAAAAGGAAUGGAGAUGUGACAGAAACCCCGAAAAAUGUUUAAAGACAAGGCCAGCUGCCUCUUGCUUUUGUCUGGUGCUACAGAGCUAAGAUGAAUCAGGAUUUUGUAAUGAUUAAUGUUUUAGAACCAAUUAAAAUUCCAUAUUUUUUUUUCCCCUCAUAGAACGAACGUAUUCGUUCAACCAUACAAGAUAACAUGAAGAAAAACCGUAACAGUCUGUUUGUUUUUUGAGCAUCCAUAGCUUAUUUUUGGCACACCAGCUGUUUUUAACUAUAGUAUCAUGAUGCCCAUCAAUCUGAAUAUUCAACAGCUGGAACACCUAAGUUGAUCAAUUAUUGUUUUAGUCCAUCACCAACUGUAGCAGCAUUUCUAGAUCUGACAGUUUGAGCUACUGGGCUUGCGAGGUAGCACAGUUUUUUAAAGAGCUACUUAUUUAAAAUGUUCCCCUUUCCCAAAAUAAUAAUGCCUUAUUUGGAUAUUUUUAACUUGGUGCCUCUUCCUCCCCCUGUCCCCCCUCUUCCUUUCCCCUCCCCCAUAAUUUUAAAAUUUCUAAAAUGAGCAAUAAACUUUCCUGGAAUGCUCCCCUCGCUGGUCUCCACACCCAGUCUGAUGUUUCUCCUUCCGUCUCCAUGUCCCAAUCAAAUGCUUCUCAUAGAGAAGCAUCUGAUUGCUCUGUUUUUCACUGGCUCAGAGUGCAUGCAUGUCAAUAGGAGUGGAUGGCAAAACAUAUUUAUUUUUAUAAUUAGACAGUUGUAACAAACAGAGAGCUGUCCCACAUGUAACACCAGGAAGGCGACUGUUGAAUAUUAUCAGGUAUCUUUUGUUUGUUCAGGAACUAUUGACUUCUGCUCUCUCUAUUUUUGUUCAUUUCUAUUUGUAUUUUUUUUUUUUUUAUUUAAAACAUUCUGGAAACAAAAACAUUGAUCUUUAACACGAGGACCUAUGUGAGUUUUGUGGAUUCCAGUUCAUUUUCGGGUUAAUGCAUAAUGUUAUGAUUGUGUGUGGGUCUGAGUGUACAUGUAUCAUAUAUAUGGAAUCUUCAAAGUACUAGUGAUAAGAAUUUGGUUCCCAAAAACCAUAUAGUGUGGGAUUACAAUGAACUUUUGGUAAUUAAUUAUUAUAUUCGGGCAAACUUAGAAUGUAGCUUUUGUAUUUUUACUUUAUUUUUUUAUUUUUUUAUGUUGAUUGAUUUAGUCUAAGAUGUUUAAUUCACUUAGAAUUUCCACUGGGCCACACUUUCGUGAAUAACCAUGUUAGUAGUGCAUAAUCUUUCUAGUAGAGAUGUCCUAUAGUUCCUGUCUUCAGUGCCAUAGAAUGAAACCACAUGUUGUAAAGUUUGCAUUUAUGUGCUUGCUUUUUGGGCAAUCUAACCCCAACAAUCCAUUCAUUCAUUGUAUAAACAGCACUAGAGAAACUUUUAUAUAGUCUUUCUGUGUAGACUGAAAAUCAUGACUUCCAUAAGAUAGACUCCUCUUCUCACCCUUUAAUGCAGAAGUACCCCUGUAGGUCUAAAAAAUAUUUCUAUGCACUCCUGCCACGAGAAAAGUAAUUUCUAUUAAUUUAAAUUCUAAACCUGUAGACAUAGACUGCGCAGACAGUUGUAGAAAGGAGCUUUUUUGUGCUCAAAAAAGCGUACAAUCUAACACUUAUGGGUUGGUGGUCUGUCCAGGAUACAAGCCUGCAUUCCCGGUUAUAAGUUAGUGACUUUACAACUGUUUUAACCAGCUGAUUAAUUUUAUUUUAUUAUUUAUUUAUUUUUAUUAGCGUUCUAUAGUGGAUGACAGCACAAUAAGGAAUUGUGACAUAUCCAUUUCAGCCAACACUGUCUAGUAGUCUCUCCUCUAGCCUGGAAAUAUUUCACUUGUCAUAGCGGGGGUGGGAAGGGGUGUAGAUAAUAUCUAGACCUGGAGGCAAUGGGUGUAGUUUAAACAAUCAGGUCAGAUAUGUUGUAAUUUAAAGACUUUGUAGACUUAAAAAUGUCUAGGGAUUGCUUAAGUGAAACUCCACUGAGACACCAGCUUGAAAGAGUUAAUAAGGGCUAAUAGAGGUUACUUUCUUAUAUCCUGUAUUGCUCAGUUCUUGAGGUCGUGGGAUAGUGUGUGAUAAGGGAGUAAUCUGACCUCCAGUAUGUGACCUCGUAUAUUGUUGCUUCUGGCAUGUAUGUAUGUGUACACAUACAGGAGUGUCUCUUUUCUACACGUCUCUAACAAUGUUGAAACUGAAAAGUUUCAACUAAAUCAACUCUUUUUACCUUAAUAAGCUAUCCAGAUCAUUGUUGUUGUUUUUUUCCCCUCUAGAUUCACACAUCAUAUGUUUUAAAAAGUUACCAAACAUUUUAUUUAUUUCUCUCUUUCCCCAUUGUAAUCUUAAGGCAGAGAAUAUUUGUUUGCUAACCUUGGUCUUCAUGUGAUCAUGUGAACUUUAACUGAAGAAUUGGUUAAUGAAGGACACUGCGAAAGAACUCUCUGAAUGUACUUAUUGUACACAUGACUUUCAAAAACACUGUGUGAAUUUCAAUAUCCGAUCAAAAUAGAAUUUAAAACCUAUGAAUAGAGGGGUAGGUGGAAUAUCACUAUUUGUAAUUAUAGUAUAGUAUAGUAAAACAUAGCUUACUUGGAGAACAUCUGCCGUUUUAGUCUGAAAAUGUGAAAUUCGCUUUGACCUUGUGACAAUUCACACCUUAAUGAAUAACCCAGAUUAUCUAGUGCUCUACAUAAUGUAAAUAGGUCAGCCUUUGUCCAAGUUUGUAAUCAGACAUUUAAUGUAAUACAUAGUUGUCUAGGUUGGUCACGCAGAGAACCAAAGUAUUUUAACGCAUGGGCUGAACUGAUAAAUUGCAUAAUAAACCUAGUUUAUUUUUCAGGCAGGCCAUGGCUAUAUAGGUCAGAUGUAGCCCAAAGAGAAUUCUGGUGGAUGACAGUACUAUAAUGUACUCUCCCUUCAUUCUCCCGGAUACCGUAUUCAUUUCUAUUGCACCAACAUAUUACACAGCUCUGUACAACAGGUCAACAAGACAAACCAAAAAAAGAAGAAAAACCAUAUUUGACAUAUAAUCUGUUCAUAAACCUACUGUCACAAAAAUAGGGAGUUGCAGGGGAUCAACUUUGUCCUAGGAGAUGUAUACUACCCUGUCUGCACCUGCGAUGUUUUGUAUAAAGGUGCUAGAAUAUGCUGUGUCUAUAUGGUCAAGAUUUACAAUAUAAAAGUCUACAUUAUAUAAAAGCCAGUUGCCCUUGGAGUCGAUCAUGCAGAUACUCACUAUGAGAUUGCCAGAAUUUGAAAUUUGUAGACCGUUUACCAAGUAUAUAAAAAUGGGCAUGCAGUCUGGAAAUAAAAAUAUCUCUCUCUACUCCCGCAUCUAAAGAAUCGGGAAGUGGUGGGAGAGUAUGAAGUGUUGAUGGACAGUGUGUGACUCCGCCCAGAAAGGAGGUGGCUUAACUGGCAGCUUGAUCUGGUGUCAGUGCAUGUCAGGCUGCCUGCCAAUUCCACAGGCUGGUCCUCACCCACUGAGGAAAGAACCUGCAGGGAGCCUUGUUGCAUUGGUACCUGGAGGGUCCCAGUGCUUUAUGCUUGUUGGGGACCGUUCCCCUGAGUGGGAGAGGACCAAAAAAUCGUGACUGUACAACCAAAUUCAGAAACGGAUGGAAAGCAUGUUAUCGGUUCUACCUGUGUUUAUUUUUGUGCCAUGAAUUAGUUUUAAAGGUUUUCUGUUUGAUGCAUUCUUAUUCCCUUUUGGGGGAAAGGGUUGGAACGUUUUUGUUUUGCUGUAAUGUGGGUAGGCCCCCUGUCCGCAUAUACUUUAUUACAGGCAGGGAAAUGAAAUAUUGUCUCAACUACCUGAAUCCUGCCUCCACCAUCUCCACAGCUAAGCAACUAAGGAUUUUCAGAGAGGAACAUUGGAUAAUCAUCAAUUUUAUUUUAUUUAUUUUUGAUCCAUGGUGUUUUCCUGAUGCAUAUAAUUUUGGGGUGUUGAUGGACAGUGUGUGAAACGUGCUGACCUGAAGUAUAGAGAAUGUAAAUGAGAAUCAUUAUUAAUUAAUUACCCUUUUUUCCCCUAUGUUACAUUAUAACAAAGUCGCAUUACGGAUCUGAAACUUUUUUUAACUUUUAUUUCUUUAUCUGAAGAUUCAGUUGUCCGUUUAAUUCUAUAGCUGUGUCUUCAGUGUUCGGAGAGACCACUCGUUAAUUGUGUGGCAAUGACGAAAAUAAUCUUCAUGUUUAAAAGUGGGUUUGUCUGUUUAUUUAUUUUUUUACAUGUAUGCAUUUAUGCAGCUAAAGGGUUAAUUAUUAACCUUUUUGUUUGCAGAGGGUUGUGAAAUACAUGAAUCAUUCCUUAGACACUGAAGGGACAAUUUUAAAUUCUGAAAUGAUGGGGGGGGGGGGGGCAUAACUGAUUAGGCACCCCCCUUCCUCCCCCUCCUGUGUGAUAAAGUGGAUUAUUAAUUAAAUUGUGAGAUGUAAAUAAUUCAAAGUGUAUUUCAAAUUUUAGAAAUAUACUCCAAGCCAAUUGUGUUUUUCAAUUCAACUAUUAUGGCCUAAAAAUUAAAAUUUUCAUAGAUUUGUAGGCCAGCGGGGAAAUAGAGACGGGAAAUACAGUUCGUGGGUUCCGCCCCUAGAUAACCUGAGUUGAAUUCCACUUAUGCUAGAAACGAUGGAUAAAUAAUAGGGGUCUCAAUCAUGGGUAAGUGUGGUGGAGCUCCAGGACUUCAACAAAGUUUGCUAUCCUAUUGAAUAAAAAUGAAACCACAGCUUUAUCAUCUUAAAAUUUGCCCAUCCUUGCAAGUUAUUUUUUGUGUGUUUUGUUUAUUUAAGUUAAUUAACCCUUACAAUGUUUUUGGUUUUUCCCCUUUUAUCGAUUACAUUUUCUCUUCAAUCUGCUCAUCACCAGAUGUUUUAGCACUAGAUUACAUUGCUCACCUCUGGCAUUGAACAUGUUAAUGAAGCCUGCAGCCUGUGAUUGAGUGUUCACACUAAAUGCAUAAGGCUUUCCUUUCCACAUCUGCUGACACUAUGUAUCGUGUUUUAUGAUACUACAAAUAACCGUCACAGGAGCAGCUGUGACUGGAGCAAGGAGGAGGCUGGAAGAUCUAGAACAAUAGAUUAUACGCUGAAAGUGGUUCUACUGGCCUCAGAUGUGUUCGUAACAAAGAAGUUAUAAUACUAUAAUACUAAACAUUGUACAAGUAAAUCAGCCCCCAAAAAGAUGCAUGCUUGAAUGUGGCUUCUAAGCUGUGCUGUGUAGCACCAACUGGCCGAGCUGUAGUUUAUGCCUGUACGCCAGUAAUGGGCAACGGUGUGGCAGCAAAUAUUUGUUUGUAAACUUUGACAGUUGACAAAAAAAAAUUCAGAAUUUAGAAGAUUUUUUUUUUUAUAUAUACACCUACCUUGAUCUGAAAUUUGACAUUUUAAAGAUGAGUACACUGUUUUUUAAAUGGGAGAACAGUUACUUCCCUGGAAACUAUACCAUUGAAAACAAUUUUGAAAAUGACCUAUACCUUGUGUUAACCUUUUUUGCAUGAACUGCUGUAUUUUCUUUUAAAUCAAAGGACCACUAUAGUGCCAGGAAAACAAACUUAUUUUCCUGGCACUAUAGUGCCCUGAGGGUACCCUCAGGGUCCCACUCCCGCUGCGCUGAAGGGGGAGGAAGAGGGUUAAUCCCUUACCUUUUUUCCAGCGCCGGGCUCCCUCUGCGCGGGGACUCUCCUCCCUCUUCUGAUGUAAUUGGCUGAAUACGCAUGCGCGGAAAGCCAGUCCAUAGGAAAGAAUUCUCAAUGCUUUCCUAUGGACGCUGGCGUCUUCUCACUGUGAAAAUCACAGGCUGGAUUAACCCUAGUGUAAACAUAGCAGUUACUCUGAAACUGCUAUGUUUACAGCAGAAAGGGUUAAUCCUAGAUGGAUCUGAGCUGAAGUGGUCUGGGUGCCUAUAGUGGCCAUUUAAAACAUUUAGCAAAUUACACCACAAUCAAUUCCUGACAAGGCAAAGCAAGGGUAAACAUUGUAAAUGAAGAGGAAUAUUGGAAGCCAUGUUUCUUUUUUCUUCUUCGGCAAAUGUGUUCUAUGGAAGGUGCAACGGACAGAGCUCUCAAAAAUGAUUGUCAUGGAGCGAACAUGGAGGUGUACAGUUACAGGAUAGAGAGCUGGGGAUUCGUACAUUUAAUUUUAUUUUUCACACCUCGUAAAUAUGUAUUUGUUCAAUAUAAGGAUAAGUAAGCAUCGUAUUAAAAAUAUUGGAACGUUACAGUCCCCCUUAAAAUUCUAUGACUAGCGGUUACUACUCCAUAGCUCAUGUACUGUUUUUUGGUUUGUUUGUUUUUUUUUAAACACAACUGUGUGUCUCAUCAUCCUUGGAUUCGAUAAAUGAAAUCUCAAAUGUGGUUUAACUUCAGCUUUCGGUUUUCAUAUUCUGUCUCCCUGUCGGUGUGAUGGUAUUUUAUAAACAAAUAGUGACAACCCCACAAUGAUUGCAUGACUUUUAGACUAUGGGAAAGGUUUUAUGUCUUUCAGGGAAAAAGGAUGUUAGUGGGGAAAUCCUGAUAAAUGAAUAAUGAAAGUCAAUUACUCUUCAGACGGGAGCUUCAUCAUUAAGUAUUCAGUAAAGACUGUUGACCUGCUGCAGAUGGGCUAGUUUAAGGCUCCCUUUGCAGAGCAAGCUGUUGAUAAAUUACUUAUUGCACAUCUGACCCUGUCGUGACAGUCAAUAAGGAGUUGACCUGUAAAAUAAUGACUGUUAUGGAUCCUUCACAAGUGUUAUACCGGUCAGUAACCGAUAGACAGACAAUGCAAUUGUAUUAACUUUUUUCAUUUAUUUUUAUUUUUUUAAUAAUGUUUACAAAGCUGGAAAUUGUUGCUACUUAAAGUGGUGGUGUUAAUUUUGUUUUUUCAUUUUUAAUUUAUUUAUUUUAUUCUAAAAUAAUGCUGCUAUUUGAUCGGUUAAAGUGCCCAUAUAUUUGGAGAUAAAAAGUUGCACAUUUCAACUUAAAAAUGUUUUUGUUUUUGUUUUUCACUUGGGAAAAAUUUAAACCAUGGGGUAAACCACUCCCUUGGGAAUUGCGGUCUACUGUCAAGUUUUAGGCACAAUUAGCCAAAUUGGGAAAAAUCCGACUGUGCCUUUUUUUUCUAACUUGGCUAUUUUGGCCAAAAAUGUACAAUUUCUAUAAUUAUUUCUCAACGAUUCCCAGUUGAAAUAACCCAGUUACAGUUGUCUAGCGGCAGUUCUGAGUUAUAGAAAUCCUUUUAUAUACAAUUACUACUGCCUGGCCCUGAGAACAGAGAGACAAAAUGCUAAGCGGAUUAUUGUUAUUUUUACAUGCUGGAGUUUUAUUUAUAUAUAUAUAUAGUGUGUGUAUGGUCUCUUUGGGCAAUAAAAAAUAAACUAAAACGGGCUUUGUUCGUACACCUGCUGAUGUUUAUUAUUUCCAAAGAGGAAGCCCUCUGCCCUUUGUGAAUGAACUGUAUAUUGCAGUCAAACCCUUUUUUAUUAUUGCGUUCCCUGUUCUAUGACCUUGCAGUCAUUGACUUCAACUCUGAACAUAGUUAUGAGUCAUGUAAAUAAAUGUAAUUAAGCUAUUUCUUAUCCUAGGUGUCUGCUGUUUUUCCCUCAGGGGGUUUAGGCCUGUAGUGACGGGAUCAAUGUCACCUACAAUUCCGGGAAAGGGAAGAAAAAUAAAAAGUUAACUAAACUCCUACCUCUCAAGUCCUAUUAAUUCUUUAAUGUGGAAUAAUAACUCCAAACAUGUCUGUCAGAUAUUUUAUUUACAUAAAACUAUUUAGAUAUUUAGUGUUGGUAAAAAAAAGAUAAAAUUGUAUUUCAUCUAUCCAAGUAAUAAGCUGUAAUUAUCACUUAUAGAUCUGACCGGGUUUUUUUUAUUUUAGUGUGAAGGCAGGCUUAGUGAGAAGUCACAUUAAACAAAAAUGUACAGAAAGUAUGUGAUGUAAUCAGCCAACCAAAAUCUGUGAAUUGGACACCUGAGCAGAUACGACCUUAGCAUUCUAUUGGGAGAUUAAGGGUUUGUCUAAACUUAUUGGUGAUGCAGAAUGUCUGUCCAAGGGGUUCAUGGGAAUCUGAUAUACUGGCAACUAAUUUCGCAUAUAUACAUAUUUUUGGAAGAGGUGUAACAAUGAACGUGGACUGAUGUAUUCUCUCGGGUGAAUGCUAUAUAUUAGUCAUUUAGCCUCGUAUAUCCGUGCAUUGAUUACAUUUCCACACCUGUUUUGCCGAUAACAUCUAAUAAGUAUAAAGGAUGGUCUGCAUUUGAUUGAGGUUAGAAAUAUAUAUAUUUUUUACUAGAGCUCAAAACUUUAUGAACUCAAGGUCUCAUUACUAGUUUACAGCGUGUUGGAUACCAAUAAUGAUCAUUUAUGUUGCAAUUUGGCGACCUGGGUAUAACAAUAUUGUAUCAAAGCUCAGUUAUGCAAGGUUUAUCAAGGCCAUGCUUCUAAGUAUAGUUUACUGUUUGUUUUUCAUUGUUUGCUGUUCUUAAUCCUAGUCUAAUUUGGGUGGAAAAUUCAAUGUGUACCUAUGAGCGAAGUAGAUUUUUUUUUUAUUUUGUUUUCUUUCUUUGUACAGUUCUUCAUUUGAGGAAGUCCGUCAUAAAGUUUAUUUAUGUUUUGUUUUGUUUUUUAAAAUUUGCGAUGGUGACCUUAGUGUAGAUUUAGGUAUUCAAUUUUACAUAGAAACAUAGAAUGUGACGGCAGAUAAGAACCAUUUGGCCCAUCUAGUCUGCCCAAUUUUCUAAAUACUUUCAUUAGUCCCUGGCCUUAUCUUAUCUUAUAGUUAGGAUAGCCUUAUGCCUAUCCCACGCAUGCUUAAACUCCUUUACUGUGUUAACCUCUACCACUUCUGUUGGAAGGUUAUUCCAUGCAUCCACUUCCCUCUAAGUAAAGUAAUACUUCCUGAUAUUAUUUUUAAACCUUUGUCCCUCUAAUUUAAGACUAUGUCCUCUUGUUGUGGUAGUUUUUCUUCUUUUAAAUAUAGUCUCCUCCUUUACUAUGUUGAUUCCCUUUAUAUAUUUAAAUGUUUCUAUCAUAUCCCACCUGUCUCGUCUUUCCUCCAAGCUAUACAUGUUAAGAUCCUUUAACCUUUCCUGGUAAGUUUUAUCCCGCAAUCCAUGAACCAGUUAAGUAGCCCUUCUCUGAACCCUCUCUAAGGUAUCAAUAUCCUUCGGGAGAUACGGUCUCCAGUACUGCGUACAAUACUCCAAGUGAGGUCUCACCAGUGUUCUGUACAAUGGCAUGAUCACUUCCAUCUUUCUACUGCGAAUACCUCUCCCUAUACAACCAAGCAUUCUGCCAGCAUUUCCUGCUGCUCUAUUACAUUGUCUGCCUACCUUUUAAUUCAUCUGAAAUAAUCACCCCUAAAUCCCUUUCCUCAUAUGUUGAGGUUAGGACUCUAGGAAAUAUUCUGUACUCUGCCAUUGGGUUUUUACGUCCAAGAUGCAUUAUCUUGCACUUAUCCACAUUAAAUGUCAGUUGCCACAAUUCUGACCAUUUUUCUAGUUUACCUAAAUCAUUUGCCAUUUGGCUUAUCUCUCCUGGAACAUCAACCCUGUUACAUAUCUUAGUAUCAUCAGCAAAAAGACAUACCUUACCAUCAAGACCUUCUGCAAUAUCCCUAAUAAAAAUAUUAAAGAGAAUGGGUCCAAGUACAGAUCCCUGAGAUGACACUAAAAUUCAACGCAGGGCCUUCUACUUCAAAGACAAAAUUGGAACACGGUGACAAUGCACUAAUGUACUAAGCUAAAUCGUCCCCAAACUAUCACACUUGAAUCCGAAUGAAGUGAUCCGUUUUCCCUUUUUAUUAUGCAUUUUAGUACAUUAUUAUGGAAACUAGACUUAAAUUGGAAUUAUCAAUAGGAUAUAGUUGAUAUGGUGCUUAGAACACCCUUUUAAGUCAGAGGUUCUUUGCAGUCCUGAAACGUAUAUAAUAUGUUUAAUGUCUUAUUCAUUACACUGGUUUACCUUGUAAUUCACAUGCCAUGAUAUAACAAGGAAUUUAAAAAAAAAAAAAAAAGCCAACAAGUUUUUUUUGUUAUCUGCAUGAAUAAAUGCAUGUUUUUAUUAUUUCAUUUAUUUACAAUAACAAUUACAAUUGUGCAAACCUAUUCCUCAGCGCUGUUCACUAGAUAUACCAAGACAACAGUUAAUUCUGACAAAACACAGUGACCUAACAGAACAGUAGGUGAAGAGGGCCUGCAAUAUAGCUUUAUAAUAAUUUUACAAUUAACCUGUUCUUUAUUUUUUUUAUUACCCCAUUACUGACCAUCAAUUGGAUUUAAACAAUAGGAAUGAUCGAUUUUGAAAAACAUUGGACGUUCUAAAUGUAGAAUAGCUUAAGGUUCUUAUAAUAUACUGCAUACAUCAUGGAAGCCUUCUCUCAUCUACUCCACCCCCCCCUCCUUAUAUUCUCAUACAGCCGCCUAAGGUUUAAUUUAGCUCCUGUAGGUUGACUAAGCUCAUCUACGCUUCUAGGAAAUGCAUGUCAGCACUGUAUAUAUAAGCACAUCCAAAGACAUGCUAGUAAAUAGUGCUGUCUGCUAGAACAUUUUCCAGGAAUGAAAGAUAAGAAUUUAGAGUCGAUUUACUAAGCUACCGAUUUUUGGCAACAGCACAUCUUUUUAUUUGUUUAUUUAUUUUUUGUACUGAAAUCAUGCAAACGCAAAACUGUUACCUGCAGAGCUGAAAUUGCUCUCAAAGGAAUAAGGUAGGGAAAUUUGGUAGUUACCAUAGCUACAGUGUCCAGAUUCAUGAAGCCCUCUGUAAUUUUACUAAUCGAAUGUCUGCAGCAUUUUGUUUUACGUAAACAAAAACCAGGUAGAAAUAAAUAAGAUUUAUCAGAUGACAUGUGAUAAUCCGCAGACUCAAAAACAUUACGUGAUUGCUCGUUUUCUUAAAGUAACAGUCAAAUUUAGAAUCUAAUGUGCUUUACGCUGCUAACAUAUAUUUUUAUGUAAAACAAAGUUUCCAAGUAGGCAUCAUAGGGGUGAAGAAUAACAUUUAUUUAGUUUCUAGUCCGCUAUGCAUGUGUACUAAUGUUCCAGACAUGAUUAAAUUCCUUAACCCGUUCAGGCUUUUUUUUUUUUUUUUCAAUGUAUUUGAGAAUGUGUUUUUUUUUUUUGGUUUUUUUUUGACAUUUUUACUUUCAUUUAAUCUAAAUGGGACCAAUUCGGCUUGCUACAAGUCUACUUAAUGGUUGAUUAUGCCAAUCGGGUGAAGAACUCUCAUGAAGCGCAUGUUUGUUUCGAUGUACAAAAUGCAAGUUAUUGGCAGUUUUCUCAUUUACCUAUUUUAUCACCAACCUCUUCUGAAAUUGCUAGUUCCAUUUAUUUAUUUUAUUUGUCUGUUUCAUUUUGUUGGCAAAUUUUACAGACUGUGCAUGCCACCCUAUUGUAAAGACUCCAGAUUCAUAUUCUGCUACUGACCCCCUGUACAACAAGAUAUUAAAGGGAAAGAAUAAAGCAUGAAUACUGCGUUGUUUUUUUUUUGUAAAUAUAUUUUUAUUUGUUUAAUAUAGAUUCAUAUAUAGUGGAAAAAGGGUGAGGCUCGCAGGUCUCGCACGUAUCCAAUAUGAUAAAUAACUUUAAGUUCUAAAGAUGCAGAAGCGUAGGUCUGGAAACCUAUUGGAAAAAGAGGGACACGCAGGUCCCGUAACGUACAACUUAUAACCAUAUUGACAGAUAUUAUCAGGUAAUCUUGUGUUUUGUGUUUUUUUUUUUUUUCUGUGAAUGCAGGUUCAUGAAUUUGUUGACUUGUUUUUGCUUUUGUGAUGGUGUAUCUCUAUCAGUUUGCGUAUGCUAAUAUUGUGAGGUUGUUGGUUUGUUUUUUGUUUGUUGCAAUUUUCAUUUAGAUUAUCAUUUGAUAUUCAGUGUGGAUGAAUACAGCUUUAGCUGUUUUAAUAUGAGGCUUUUUUUCACUUGACCAUUACUCAUACAAAUUUUACAUUUUAAUAAUUUUCACUGACUUUGUGUGCCCUCCUACUUUAAGGAGACAUUUUAGGCAUCCAGGUUCCUUUAUCUCAUUGAAGUGGUCUGGGUGCAGUGUCUCUGUUCCUUUUAACACUUCAAUGUAAAACAUUGUAGUUUCAGAGAAUGUGUUUUAAUUGGAAUGUUAAGACUUCCUCCAGUUGCUGUCUAUCUACCAGACAGCCUCUAGAGGCGCUUUCUGCUGGAUCACGCAGAUUGACUCAGUGAAACAAAGCUGGACAUCCUCACCCUGUGUAUGAGGACAUCCAGCGUCUUAAAAUCCACCAUAGAAAAGCAUUGACUCAGUGCUUUCCUAAUGGUAAAUCGUAAUGCACACAUGGCACUCUUUCUGUGGUGAUGUCAGAGGAGAUGGAGCCAGCGCCGAUGCACCUUUGUGCUUGAUUAAGAUGAGCGUGGAAAGUUUCUUUCUAAAAAUCUUUAACUGCCAGGGGUAGGGAUGCAAGGAGGGAAGGCAGAAGGAUACUAUAGUUAUGAAUACAGGUUUUAUAUUUUUAUUCUGCGGGAUCACCUGGGUACACAUAAACCCAGCUACACAGCGGACAGGUUUAUUGGGGAACUUGUGGUUCCCCAAAUUCAAGACUUGGCCCACUUUUGACAUGUCUCUUGGCUUGUUUCUCAGUAGAAGUUACAAUAUCUGUGUGACUAUCGUGGCCAUCCUCAAAUGUUGACAGAAUUUAUAACUCUAGAUAAUCCUUUACUAAAUCUAACUAACCCUAAUCGUUUGUAGCGGAGCUCCAAUACCUAGCAUAGGUAUAUCCGCUGGAUAAUCCUUGUAGCUGAAGAAGAUGUAAAAUAUCCAAGACAAAAUCCCCCAGUAACUGGACAACACACAGUUCUUGGAGUCAACCCCUCUUAUUUUGGCUACACACGGCUUUAAUGCACAUACCCCUACAUGGGGUCUCCCAUACAAUAAUACAGGGCUUUUCCUCCCAGGAUCCUCUACAGAAAAAUAUACAAUAUUCUAAAACACUCCAAAAAUCCAUUUUCAAAAGGGGCCAAUUUCUCUUUGAAGCUAGGACCCCAACAGAGCUGCUCUGUAAGGUGUGAGAAGUCACACAUAAGUGGCCUGGAAGUUUGGUUUAAAUAUAACCUAACUCUCUAGCUUGCCAUAUGUCUAGAUUCCCUGUAUGUUAAUGGCCAUUAGCCUUGUGUUCCAGUAUCAUAUCUAAAAGAAACAUUAACUACCCAUAGAAUAAUCAUUAAGCCUCAUCCCUAUUCUAUUAAGAAUGGGACAAUCACCAUCUUCUUUUGAAGCCCAAACAUGAUUUGCAAACAAGGGGACCACACAAAGUUGGUUCGGUAAACGAACAAGGGGGAGAGGGGUACGGACAGCCGAACAAAGGGACUAGAAGUGUAAGUAGGUCCUCUGUCUCACUACACUGUUGCUAAUACUAUCCCUAACAACGCACUGCUUAGUAGAGUUUCCUUCAGGCUGACUGAUGACAGUGAGGGCCACUCACAAUGAUCACAUUGAUUUAUCUGUCAUCACUCUGAUUGGCUCCGAGGGAGAUCAGAUCGCCCAGCAGCCAAUCAAUCCCUGUGUUAGACUGCUUCACUGCUAAGGCAGCUGGCAAUAGUGCGUUGACAGCUGAUUAUGCAUCAGAUUCCAAUCAAGUCAUAGGAACCCUUUGGUUGUCGUAGCGAUCCUAUGUUGAUAACCGCCAUCUUUAGCUAUUACUGGUACUAAUACUGGCACUUCCAGUAAUUGUGCUAUUCAUUGUAAUCUCAGCAAUUGCUGCAUGGGCAAUUUUAAUAGAGGAUGUGGCUAGAAGUGAGAUAGUUGGGUCUUGCUGUCCCAGUGAAUACUCGUCUAUUCAGCGAAAGAUGAUUGAUAGGUCUAAAUUAAAAAAAAUUAAAAAAAAUUAUGGGUAAUAGGUUAAUUUAUAUUACGUAUUAAUAAAUAUUUUGUUUUGACAACGAGCCACUGGUUUUUGGGGUGCCUUUGUUUUAAUUCCAGAAUUGUGUACCUUCAUACUGACCUCUUGAGCCAAUCUGACCCAUGCCAUCACGUGCUCAUUAAUCAAGUUAUUUGUUUGUUUAAUCAUUUUCCCUGGAGAACAAAACAAAUUAUGUCAAGGAUGGGAAAACUGCAAUGUCCUUCAGUUUAUUGCUAAAUUUUACUCUUCAGAUUAAUUAAAAAGUAAAUAAUCAAAACUACUAUAAAAACUUUAGCGGUACAGGCUGAAAACACCUGCGCUGCCAAAGGUUGCUUGCUUCUAGCUUGGACUGUAAAAGGAAAGGAAGAGGCAGUGGUGGUUUUGCAGUUAAUAGCAGUAAAAUGCUAAGAACGGGAUCGAGUUUCAUAAUUCUUUUUGUUAUGAAUUUUUUAGAACAGAAUGACUGGUCAGACUGACCUGCUUAUCUCACUGUUUAGCUUUUCUUAUGUUUCACAUGCAAUUGUUUGUAUAAAACAAUCUUUAAAAACCUUAGGAGCACGUAAGAUUGUUUUUGUGGUGCAGUGUCUCGACAUGCACAGUAUUUUAAGAGACAAACAAUAUGUGAAAAACAAAAAUAUUGCUUAAAGCAGUAAAUAUAAAUAAUGUACUAUUAUAGUGGUUCCUACAUAUAAAAAAAAAUUUGUGCAGAGAUUGCUAGAAGGUAGCGCGCUAACCAAACUUUAUCAUUGGCCUGAAGGCUGGCUAAGCAUUUUGAGACCUGCCGUUUUGCAGCCCAUGAGCCAUCCCUGCUUUAGUGCAUUAAAGGACCCUUGUGGGCACUAUAACCACUUCAUUGCAAUUAAUAUGUUCUAGUGCUAGAAGGUCCUAUGCGCUGGCUUAGCUGGAGGGGUAAAACUGUCAAAGGAACACUAAAGUGUUAGGAACACAAACCUGUAUUUCUAAUGCUUUAGUGUCCCUGUCUCUAGUUUGAUACCCUUUGCCCCCACAUGUGUGCAAGAAAUAAAAUUAAAAGGUUUUACCUUCCAUUUUGAAGUGCUGAAGCUCCUUUGAUGCUGCUUAUCUCUCUGUCUCCCGUAACAUCAGGGAGUAGGCUUGGCCUCUUCUGGAGAUGGUCCAUUCCAAUGCUCCUCCUGGAGGAACAUUGAGAACCUGAUACUUAUGCACACCAGUGCCGAAUGAACAUCCAAGCUUCCCCAUAGGAAAGCAUUGAAUCAGUGCUUUCCUAUGGAGGGGGGGGAUGGGAGGGGGGACGACUUCCAUGUCACGUGACACUGCUUUACUCCGUCAGUACCUCUAGCGCCUAUCCGUUUGUAAACAUUAGUUUCUUAAAUACUUAAUAGUACUAUACUAUAAUACUUUGACAAACUACAACAAUUUGUGGGAAAACCAGUUUCUCAGUACCAUAACUACUAUACAUGCAAUGGUUUUGGUGACUUGAAGAGUCUCUUUUAAGGUAUCAAAGGAAAAGUAUGUUUGUAACACUGUCCUUUGUCACUGUUUGUUUGGGAUUUUUUGUUUUUGUUUUUUCCACAGUGUGCAGUCUGAAUAUAAAUACAUUUUUCGUAACUUUAUUUCAACAUUUUUAUAAAAUCAAUCAUGCAACUCUUACAGAUUAUUAUUUUUUAUUUUGUUUUUAAAUAGACUUUUUUCAUUUUGAGAAUCAUAUUCCUUAAAUGGUUUCUCUGCUGUAGUGGUUAUGAUACCAGAAGUACCCUGGCCUGGCUCAACAAUAAUGGGGUAAACCAUUUAGCCCCACUGGUGGUCAGAUGAUGCGCUUCUUCUGAGCGCAGAAGCAGCGGCUGUCGUUGUUCAUUGGCUGAGAGCCUGAGAUGACCCAAUGAUUGGUAAUUUUCAUGUAUAGGGUCCCCAAUGUUUUGACAGAAGAAGAAACCGGAAACAAAAUGUUAAGGAUUCAAUAAUCUCGUUGUACAGCGCUAUGGAUUUUGCUGGCGCUAUUUACAUAAUAAAACAAUAAUAAUAAUAAUAAUAAUAAUGGUAUGCAUUAAUGUAUAAAAAUGAGUUCUCACUCACCCAUGGGCUUUAUUUAGCUCAGUUUCAGCCCUGCCGAUAUGCGUGCAUUACGAGUGUGCUCUAUUUGCUAGUUCAAACCAUGUGCAUUGUUGGUCUUAACAAAAAAAAAAAAAUUCUAAUAGGAAAUUUAUCAUGAAAAAUUGUUUUUAUUUAAUCUAUUUCACUGUAUAUACAUUGUUUUUCAUUUUGGAAUGUCAGCUAAUAAAUAAUAAAAUAUUCGAUUUUAACCCUUAGACAGCGACAUAAUCAUUUACAGUACAUCAUCGCACUAAAUAUUUGACAAGUUUACAUCGAUCAGCGAUGCAUAAGAACACCUGUCUCGGAAGGAAAAUGAAGAUUUAGUCAUAUUUUAUGGACCAGAACAUGCUUAGAUUGCCACAGUGUCAAGGUAUCCCAGUUUUGGCAGGUCCUAACCAACUUUAAUUACUUUCAUAGGAGAUUAAUCUGCAUAAAUUGAGAUUCUUCUGCCAGCCUGUUACUUCUAGUGUAGAUUAAUCAACAUCCAGAGAUUCUCUGUAAUAUAUCAGGUUUUUUAUUUUUUUCUGGACCACACUAAUGAGGCAUCUGCUGCAAUGAGAAGUGCAUGACUGGUCAGUAUAUGCUCAAGAAAAUAUAUACAGAAGGGGAAGCACUCACCUGAACAAGCAUAUUUUUGCAACACAUGGGGUUCACACGGUUGUGUGAUUUAAGUAUAUUAUGGUUGCAGUUAGUUUUAAAAACUGUAAAGACACACAGUAAUUGUAGUAUAUACUUUGCAAGAGUCUGCGUUGGCUUUACUACAUAUUGUACAUGUAGCAACUCCCCACGCUUCACAUAAUUGUUUUACAAUGUAGAAAAUGUAGCAGAAACGUAAAAUGUGGGUUAUUGGCAUUGGCUUCUUUUUUUUUUUGUGUGCAAGUGCUUUAUCAUAUGUGUAUAUUGUUAUACCAUACACUGUGAAAGACCAUUGAUUAGUCAUUUUAUUACAAUUGGCUUGUAAGCACGUUUGAGAAGGGCUCUUGUUCCAGGUUAAUCAAGACUGGAGUUGGUAUGUCGCAUGAACCUGUUGUACGGCUAUCAGGAAAAUGUUGGUGCUUUGUAAAUAUGUAUAUCUUAUGCUUGGCAUUUAGUAGUUUGAUGCUAUUAUUUCUAUGCUACAUUCACCAGAUAAUGUAGUAUUAGAAUACCAUGACGUGAAGAGAAACUGGCCUUAUAACGGGGAAUGUUGAAAUAAAGUUUUUGCAGGACCCGAGACUGUGAUAUGGAGGAAAUGACAGAGUGUCUUACCGUUCAUUAGAGGUGGCUGGGCUUAUUGUAGAUACUUAAAUAGAAGUGAGACACAUCUGCCGGUGGAGAGUAUUUAAGAACAAGCAAGGAUGUACUCAUCUGUCUAGAGUAGUUUCAUUCAGGGACGUGUCUUAUAAUAUCUUUUGGUAUUUUUCUCUUCGGUUGUGUUCCUUACCUGUUAGCUCAUCUUUCUACUUUAAUGAGAUUACUAUGAAAAAGUGAACUUUUUGUCCAUCAUAUUUGUCAUUAUCUGCCGGCUGUGGAACCUUUUUGAUUGAGGCCCUUGACUUUGCUCCAGACCUUCAACACUGGCGCCAAAUGUUUGUAAUGGUGCUUUUAGGAGAUAACUAUUCUGUUUUAACUAACUGGAAGAAAAAAAAAGAAAAGAAAACAACAAUCCAAACUUAGUUUUCGACAUUUACACAGAAGAUGUAUCCAUUUUAUCUUUAUAAAGGCUAUCCCUGUGUGAAGAAGGAAGGGGUGGUGGAUGCAACCUGCUUAGGGCACUGUGGGAUCUUAAUCCUUCUCUGCAAUAGUGACCUCUAUUAGUCCACGUGGUCUAGCAAGGAGAGCAGGUUCGGUGCUACUAGUGGCAUAAACGAGUGCCUCUCUCCAGAAAUAGAGGACUACGAGAUAUAAUGCAAUAUCCUUGAGUGUGCAAGAAUGACCAGUAUAGAAAGAUCUGAUUAGAUGAUGAAACAUUAGAGGAGAAGUGUAACUUCUUAUGAAAAUUCCACCACUGAAUAGAACUUGUUUUCUGUUAAAUUUAUAAUAUAGAUUUAGUAAAUUACAUGGGCUGAAGUGGACGGUGAUGUAAUUUUUCAUUUUGUCUUUAUGCAAUUCAUAGAGUUUUAUAAAAAUUACUGAAAGGGAGCGGAGGUGGAGGCACCCAAUGGUGGGAUGUAGAGGUGUUGAUAGUCAACAUUUAAUUUUUUUUUAUUUUUUUUUAUAACUUACAUAUACAUAAAUGAAAAAUAGGGGAAAAGUGUCAGUGCCCCUUUAAAAACUGCACAGAUAGGUACGACCAAAGCCUUUUCUUUAACUAUACUGUACCAUAUCACAUGUAUAAAAUAUAUACUUUUGUGGUUAAAAAAAAAUAGACUGUGAUAUUUUUAACAAAUUUGUUAUUUUCAGCAAUUUGAUCACAUAUAUAUAUAAACUUUUAGGAAGUGACAGAACUGUCACAGGCACCUGGGGUUUACACAUUACAUUAUGACUAAUCGCUAAAGGCUAUUUUUAACAGCAUUAAUUGACAGUUUACGUUUAUGAUUUACUGAUUGCAAUCUGUGCUUAUUGACCUGAAACUUAACCUAAUUUAAAUUCUCUAAAUAUUUUUUUGCAUUAUUCUAUUUUUUUUUUCCCCACAUAGAACAGAGGAGUAUUAGUAACUUAAGGCACUUCACCUGCGGCACAGUGAAAGUGGUGUCAUUGCUCGCUACGAGUUUGUUUUCACAUAAAUGUGAGACAUUAUAACCUGUCUGUUAGCUGUUUAAAAUAGCUGUUUUGUAUUGUGGGUUGUACUUCUGUUUGGGUCCAGAUUACAGAUAAGAACUACUGAAUUCAAGUCUUAAAUAUUAUUGGGGGGGGGGGGGAUUAAAAAUGGGGGUUAUUCACCAGUCUAUCAAGAUGAUUUGCCAACUUUAGAUUUUAAGCCAAGAUAGGUACAUUCAGAAAAACUUCCAACCCUGUAUAUUAUUAUUGUUUUGUAUUCUUCCAACUCUAGUGAGCUAAAGUUUGCAGAAUUUUGUUUGUUUUUUUUCCACCACAAUUUACUGUUUAAUAAACGCUCCCUGCCCCAAAAUAUAGGGCAUGAUUAAACUCCUCUGUAACUAAAUGGCUGCUUGUAAUAUCUAGGCUAGGGGGUUUCAGUGUGCCGAUCAUGGCAUAGGGGAAAAGAGAACGGUAGUAAGUGUUCUUUAAAAAAAAAAAAAUUUCCGUUCUCUUAGUAGAACAAUCAAAUUGGGACUGUUUGCAAUGUGACCUUGAAAUAGAGGAUGCAGCUGUUCUAGAAUUCAAUGAUAUAGUAGUUUUAUUGUGUCUUUUAUUUCUCAUUUAUGACUGUGAAAGAAAAUGUAUAUUUAAUGGAACUCUACUGUAAAGUGCACCUGUCAUGCCAAAAUGACUUGGUAAUACUUUAUAAGGAAUAGUUUUUUAUUUAUACAUUGUUUUAGCCAAAAACACAGCAAGUUUACAUAUAUAGUUACCACGGUUGUUUGCCCUUGUGACUUCCAGGUCACGUUGCAGCAUCUCUCAACUCCAAACAUGCUCUCUUGCAUGUUUGAUGUGAGAAGUUUACAUUAAAGGAACAAUCUGUACACCAUUACCACUACAGUGAACUGUGAUGGUUAUGGUGCCAGUAGUGUCCUGGCACGCCUCCAAUGUAUAUAAAUUGUCACACUAUUUUAGAACAAUUUGAUUAAUUAGCCUGGGUUAAUUAAUAGAGCUUCCUUAGCUUUCCUUAGCGAAGAUGUGCACUGGUGGUCCUUCUGGCUCAGAAGGCUGUAGUGGAGGCAGGGACCACUGGACCUUUGCUAACAUAAUAGUUGGAAAAACUAUUCCCAUCUAACCUAAAAUCCAAGAUAGUUUUCUUUAAAUUUGUGUAUAUGCGUCAUUAAAUCCUUUCAUCCUCAGAUAUUUACAGUUCCAUCACAUCUAUAUUUAGGGUUGUAUUAAUUAAACCGUGAUAAAGCAAAAUAAAAGUUAAAAUAGCUGCGAGCAUUCUAAAACACUCAUGUGGAGGUGUGGGGUAGCUGUUGAGGAUCUUGGGAUGCUAUGAUCUGAUUGACAACAUUGUCAGUGUGUGUCGUGGGUGUAUAUCUACUCUAAACCUACAAACACACUGGGGGAAAUCGUUUGUUUAUCACAAGUGCCCAAUACAACAAUUCGACAGGAAGGAGGAGGAACUUUAGAACGUGUAUCAUUAAAGAAACAAGUACAGCAUAGAUUUCUCUAAUGCACACUUAUCUCAAGAGUAUUUACUUUUUAACAUAAGUUGUUAAGUUAACCUUACUCAUGGCAAUUGUCUUUAUUUUUUUUAUUAUCAUUCAUUAUUUAAUACAUUUUAAAUUAUUAAUUUUUAUUGCAGCAAAAAAAAAACCACUUUUUAGCUCCUGUAGACUAGCUUCUACUGGUUAAAAAUGAACUUAUCUUAAAGGAGUAUUUACUUUUUACUGUCAAUUUUUAAGUUAACCUUCCUUGUGGCAGUUUAUUUUUUAAAUCGUGGCAAUUUUUAUUUAUUGAUAUUAUUUGUUCAUAUUUUUUUAUUGUAUUUAGUUAAACCAUUUUUAUUUAUUUAAUUUUGUUGCAAUUAAAAAUAAUUUUUUUUUUUUUUUUGGUUCCUGUAGACUAACAUCUACUCUGUGUUUUUGUUUUGUUAGUUGUUGGCAUUCUGCAGAUGCUUGGGGAAUGCCAUUUAUCCUCUAGAGGUGUCUAUAUAUCCUCUAAUUAUUGAGUUCAGUUUUUAUAAAGUACUGAACUUUAAUAUACAGUACAUGUACCUACUGAUCAUAUCCUAUAUUUGGUUCUUGGGGCAAACAUGUAAUAUGCCCACAGGGUGGUGCCUUGUUUUAUCUGUGCAAAGCAGUUUAAAAUAGAUGAUAUGAUUCAUCACAAACCAGGCUGAUCACUCUCUAAAGGCAUUAUUGGUCUCUCUUUCACCUCCUCGCUUUCCCCAAGGACAUUUCUGACCUAUUCGCUACAGAUGCUUCAAGGCAUUGUCAUACUGAUCUUGACCAGUUAAAAUAAACCCACACAAACCUAAUUUAACUGCUGAUCUGUAUUUAAUAGCAUGCAUUUUUUUUUUUUAAACUGAGGUCAAGGAGAUAUUGUACUCUCCUGCUUUUUAUGUUUGUGUGUGUGUGUGUGCGUGCGUGCGCACGCGCGCGCAUAUAUAUAUAUACAUGUACUUAUUUCGAUGUUGUUAUGGGUUUGGUGGAUGAUCUCUUCAAAGGGAAGUACAUUUUUUGAUCGCCUUUCCAACCACCAGGGAGAAGGAAAAAACCCUGUAAAUAAACAUGCACAGAAUGUCCGUAUUCUUUUAGAAUGCAUUUGUUUGUAAACAUGUGUAAAUAUGCAUAUAUUCCAGAUAUCCAUGUUCACAUGUACUUGAAAUGUACUUUAUACCUCCUAAGUGACUCUGAUUAGGAAGAACCAAAUAUCUUUGUGGAUGCUCUUUAUUUUUUAUGUGAAUGACUGUGGAAUAUUUCACGUCAAUUAAUGCUCACUUUAAAUUAAGCAUGAUGUUUUGGUUUCUGAAUUAUUUAAGUGGUUAUCUGUACAUCAUACAGUUAUUUAAAGGGAAACUGCCCCUCAGUAUCCAAUAAAACAUUGUAAGAAUUUUGUCCAUGUGAUGCUUUGUUUGCUUUUUUUUUUUAAUUUUUUUUUAUUUUUUAUAUUAAAGAUUAUCUCAACCUGUCCAUGUUUUCCCCUUUCAAAAUAUAUGAUCAUACAUUGCAUAAGCCUGCCACAACGUCAAUGUACCCCAUCUUUGGCAGGUCCUACUCUAACAGCCUAAUGUCUGCUCUUAUGAGAUUAACCCACUUACUUGGGGAAUAAAUUCCAUCUAGGAAUUGUGUAGGGAGUGAUAGAGGCUGAAGAAAAAGAUAUUCAUUGGGGGGGAAACAUUAGAGUUAUGCAUUUUCUGGCUAUGGGGAAUGCACAAUGUAUAGACACAAUUUUAUCCUUUAUAAAGAGGCACCCUGUCAUUGUUUUCCCCCCCAUGUGAGAUAUUCUAUAAUUCAUUUUUUUCUGAAUUCUAGAAUAGAUUACCUCAAAAUAAUCCUGAUGCAUCAAGGUAUUCUUUUAGAUUACAAAACUAAACUACUACCAGGUAUUAUGUUCUAUGUCAUUAUAUAGCAGUUCAUAAAGUAUAGGAUGAUCGAUAUGUCCGUGCCUUCAACAAGCACAUAUGCAUAUGUCAUUCAGAAUAAUUUGGCUUAAAAUUGUUGGGGGGUUUUUUUGUGCUUGUCUUCUUUUUUUUUUUUUUUUUGCAUCCUCUUUCGCAAAGGGUUAAGAAGAGACAACAUCCCAGUCAAAGACCUUGUUUUUCAUUUUGCCUUUUAUACUGGCACAGAUCCGGCUAAGAGCAGCCCAGAUUAGUUCAGAAAACCUUUGAAGAGAUUUAAGAUGUCCUUCAGCCAGUUUGAAGGUUUUUUGUCUUGCAAAUCCAGUACAAGGGCGCCUGCAGGCAUCUCGACCCUUGCUGUGUUGCUGAUGUUUCUCAAGGUCAUUCCAACCCGCCCUGUGACAUUCAAUACACACAAAAUUAUGCAGUGAAACUGCUUCAGCAUCCAGCCAACCAAAACUUCUCUGUUCAUCACUAAACCAAGUAUUUUUUAUUUAUUUUUUAAUUCUCUCCCUCCGUCUUUGCUCUCCCCACUCGGUGGAUUUUUGCUGUAAGAAAUAAUCCAGGAUUUCUGCUGCGUGCAUUGACAAGGUCGUUCUUACUUAAUUAGAACACAUGUAAAGAACAAAGCUAAACUGCUUCAAAACAGCUUUGUAGAUGAUGGAGUGGAUUUCAAUUAUUUAAAGAGAGAGUCACCCAUCAUAGUAUGGGGAUUGAAUCAUAAACACUUUUACCCUUGAAAUUUCUUGGAUUGCAGUUUUACCUAAAAAAAACCCGUAACGGCAUUUAAUCAAAACAAUAAUUUCAAUUAGGAACCUAAUAGAGGGAAGCUAAAUCUCUCUCCCACACUGUGCACAUUGUAAAUGUAUUUUAUAUGUGCGCAUAUUAAUACCUCCACCUAUAGUAUGUUAUGGCGCACGGGAAAACCAAUAUCUGUAGUGUCUAUUGUUUUUUUUGUUUUUUUAUUAUUAUUUCACAUAAAUAUGAUUAAACAACAUUUACUUUUUUUUAUUUUGGGGGGGAGGGGCUUUUUCAUUGAGCAACAACUUUUUAUAAUUAUGUUUAAAAUAUUAGUGUUUUGUGCUAUUAUUUUUAUUCGUAUUUUGGGAAGAGAACAGUAAACUAAAUCUGUCCUACAUCAACUGUGUGGUUUGUUAAAGGACCACUAUAGGCACCCAGACCACUUCAGCUUAAUGAAGUGGUCUGGGUGCCAGGUCCAACUAGGGUUAACCCUGCCUGCUGUAAACCUAGCAGUUUCAGAGAAACUGCUAUGUUUACAUUAGGGUUAAUCCAGCCUCAUUAACAGCCACUAGAGGCGCUUCUCACUGUGAUUUUCACAGUGAGAAGACGCCAGCGUCCAUAGAAAAGAGAGAAAUGCUUUCCUAUGGACGGACUGACUGCGCGUGCAGCUCUUGCCGUGCAUGCACAUUCGGUGGAAGAGGGAGGUGAGUCCCUAGCGCUGAGGGAGCCCGGCGCUGGAGAAAAAUAAGCCUUUAACCCCUUCCUCCCCGUAGAGCCCCGCGGGCCAUGAGGAGGGUGGUGGGGGGGGAGGGGGAGGGGGGGAACCUAUUAGCACUAUAGUGCCAGGAAAACAAGAUCAUGUAUGGGUUCUCUGAUUUAAAUUUAUUUUUAUUUUAUUUAUUUUAUAUUUUGUUCUUCUCACCGUAUGUACUUUCAGUGAUGCUUACUGGUGUUAUUGCUUAGAUUAUUUAAUCUGUUCCUUUUCCACCUGUGCAUAUUCACAUCAAAUCAUAUUCAAUCCUUUGCCACAUAGAUUAUCCAGAUAAUGCUUCUAUAGGAAUGACUCUAUGACAAUGAUACAUGCUUUUCCUUGACUCCAGCCUAUUUUACUGAAUUUCUUCUAUUUAUAAUGUUAAGACUUCCAUAUUCUUCAUAAAAAAGGAUGACCAUGGCAUAAUCCUUUCAAUUUACAUUUGUUCUCUAAGAUGUUGUACUAUUUUAUUCAGUUAAAUUGGCAAAAUGUUCAUGUCUUUAUCAAAAAUGCCACAAGUAUCCAAGGAAUCCCCCCGUGCAACCCUUCUCCCAAUGCAGAUAAUCAAGCUGUUAAUGGUUUGACUUCUUACUUUGGGUCCACUGGGUGCCAGUCCCUGCCACUCUGACAGCUACUCUAUGCUGAGCUAAGCCCAGUGGUGCACACAAUCGGCUGCUGCUCUCAGCCAAUGAUCUGGCCCUGUAUAUCAGGCUUUAGCUCUGGAGAGCUAACAAAUUCCUAGCAGGAUAUUCCAACUCUCACCCUUAUCAAAUGGUUUGACUACUUACAUUGGAUAGGCAGGGCAAUCAUGGCACCAUAACCACUACAAUGGGCUCUAGUUUGGUUGUGUUUGGAUUGUUCCUUAACAGCUAUUUGUCUUAGUGUACAUGUAUGUGAUCUGAUAUAUUACUAUGUGAAUUUCUUUUCCUCUUUUUAGUGUAAAAAAAUUGAGUGAGCGUUAGAAUAUUAUAUGGUUUACAAAGAAUUGUGAUUAUAAUUGCUGUGUUAGAAAAACUGUAAUCUCUUGAUUUUAUCAAAUUGGAAAACAUAGUAUAUAUUGAUCUUCACAAAAUAGUGCGAAAUCUGACUCUAGAGAUAGGCCAGCAUACUUUGGAUCAAAUAACUGACCAACAGGCUUAUUAAUGAAAGUUAGAAUUCUAAGGGCAAAGUAGAUGAACUGCAAGUAUAGCUUAGAGAAUCUUUCCUGCUAUUUUCACCUCAAAUUUAAAAUUAUCUUGACAUUUUAGAAGUCUCACUCUAGUGAAUAACACUGCAAGUUGAAAAACAGCCCGAUGUGUCAAUGGGAUAUCACAUUUUGCACAAAACAACGUAACAAUUUUCUACAUAAUUUGUAUCCCCUGGCUCCAAACCACUCCCGUAGAAAUGAGAUAAAAAUAACCGCCCAUAAUUUCUCAAACUAGUAUUACAGUCCAAUUUUUGGAUCAAGUUUUCUCUGGCAAAAAGAACACAAAUAUGCUGUCACUGUAGGUUUAAAGUAACUUCGCAAUCACAAAUGUCCAAUUUAACAUAUCGGCUAGAAGCAGCGCAAGUGCCCAAUAGAACCAGAUUAGUAUGGUAUAACCGUUUUCCUUUUAGGUGGUGUCACGGGACUUCUGGCACCAUAACCAAUAAAGUAUCCUUUUAAUAUUUUCAAUGACAGGUGAACUGUUUAAAACCUAUAAUUUAUUGGAAUGGUGUCAUCCCUUUAAAUUGGCAACCACAUAGCUGUCCAGAAUAGGUGGGGAAGGGUUGUGUCUUUGGCAUCUUGGACUAUGACUCCAGGACCCUUAAACUGAUUUUUUUUUUUUUUUUUUUUUUUUGGGGGGUCAGUGGUAUUGUCUCUGUUCAAACUGUUUGUAGUUCAUAUGCAAAAAGUAAAUAUGAAUAUGUUUGUAGACACUGUACUGAUUUUUUUUUUUAUAUAUAUACAUAUAUUUUUUUUUUUUCUGUCUGCUUUGCACAGAGAUGUUGCGUGUUUGGAGACGGUGCUUUGAGUUUUUGUGAACAGAGUGUAUUAUUUGUCACUGUGGUAUCCAGUUUGAUUAGCAUGCGACAGAACUCUGUGUGAUGCUGGUUAGAUACGUCUUUGAUGGUUUCCCCCUCUUCUUUCUCUUGGUUUGUAUGUUAGUCCUGCUGUGCUAUAGCUUGUAAUACUGAAGAUUUGUUUGCAAGUUGAUGGAAAUUUUAAUUUCCUCACCUCUCUGUAUGAUGAACCCAUUGUUAUAUGCCAUUUUUUUGGAAGCCCUUGUGAUGAAUAUGUACAGUGAUUUAUUUGGCCUUUUGUCAUUGAAAUGUUAGACAUUUUUGUUUAGCAGCACAUUGGUAAUCAUGUGAUAUCAGUAUAUUUAUGACAAAAUCAACAGAAACUUUCUACAAUGAAGUCCCAAUCUGGAAGAGAGAUCUGUUAAUUAUCAAACUUUUUUUUUUUUUUUUUUAAACAGAAGCAAAGAGGUAAAGUUUUUUUUUGGACUCCCUACUUUCACAAAUGUCCAACUAGAAAUAGUUUGGAUGUGGAAGAACUCGACCUUCACAGAAACCUGACUUCAAUCCCGUCAAACACGUUGAGGACAAAUUAGAAGCCAAGCCUAACAGACAGCCAUCCGUGUUCGACCUUGCAGAAAUUCUUGUGGUUGAAUGUCCCAACAAUGUUUCAAAGUGUAAUGUCAAUUCUUACUAGAGAAUUGCUUCUUAUAUAUGAGCUAAAAGGGGACCAAAUACAGUUUGAUGGCCUUGGGUUUUGGAAAGAAGAGCAGGAGAUCGUAUAACUGGUCAAAGGUAUCUGCAGUCGUUAGAUGAAUGGAAUGGAAUGCCCCCCCCCCCCCCCAAAAAACAAACAAAAAAACAUGAGCUUCUUUAGUUAGACCAAUACAAAAGCAAAAAAGCAAAAAAAGGUAACUAGUCCAUGAUUAAUGCAAACUUUUUUUAACUUCAUGAAUGUGUGCACAUAUGACUGCAUUUUUCAUCCUCUGUCAACACGGAAUCUUAACCGAACAGGAAGUACAGAUCGAUACUCUCUCUUGUUUUGGAGUUUCUCGUUUUCAUUCAGGUAUGGCUCAAAUGGAUUAAUUGUUGUGUUUCUAGAGGACACAUAUUGGCACACAUUAUCAUUAGAAGUUAACUUUAGUCUAGGGUUACUUUUAUUUUUAUUUUAAAAGAACAUUUUUGCUCGGCUGCUAAGAAGGGGAAAUGAUACUCUGCAUAAGGAUAUGUCUCCAAACAGCUAUGCAGCAGGGACAUUUGCUUAACGAGCAGAGUUUGUCCUUAAUGCCAAUUCCAUGCUUUGCUUUCUUCUUGAUGCGGUGGUUGCCAACUAGGGUGUCAGAUAUGUUGCUCGUUUAACUGACGGCUAAUGGGAUGUAAAUCCAUUGACCUAUUUACUGUGACUAUGACGUGACUACGAUUACCAUGGAUGCAUCCCGAUUUCUUUUUUUUUUUUUCAUUCUGCUUUUUUUAUUUUAUUUAUUUUUUGUUACCUUUAAAACCAAAUGAAGGUAUUUGCAGUAAGGAAAAAUAACGGCAGAUUUAUGUAAUCCCUGUAUAAGCCGUGACAAAUUUGUCUGAAUUUUCAUAUAAAAUAAAAAUGAUAUCCCUGUGUAAUAACAUCAGAAGGUUUAGGACCAGCCACCUGCCACCCAGCAUAGCCUUUUGUGAAAAUCACCCGGCCACACAUAGCUUUGCAGAGUGGAUAUUCAUAAUGACAAUUGUGAAACCAUGGGGAUUAUUUAUAAAGCAAUACUAGGCAGUAAAGAUCUACAUGUAGUGCAGUUGCCAUGGAAGCAAUGGGAUGUUCCUUCUGAUUGCUUCUGGAACUCAUAAUGAAUUUAUAAACAAAACCUCCUGUAUGCAAAAUAAUGUCCUGCACUCAAACUCCCACUACUGGGCGGCAGCCGUGACUAUAGUACACAUCAGGCCCAAUACAUAAAAUAAUAACCAAAGGAAAGCAUUACUUGUGCACUAUCCCAAAUCCCUAUGCAUAUUUAAAUAACAUGGGGUUUUAUAUUAUCACUCCAAUGGCCAUUUAAUUGUAAGCUCACCUGCCACGCCAAAGGCGUCUAAGAGGUUUGCACUGACAUAGCAGGUGAGCUUACACUUAAAUGUUAAUACUAGUGUUGAGAGGUAUGAUUUAGCCAAAUCACUGCAGACACUUGCUCCGCAAACAUCUUAUUACAACGUGUUACGGGCACUAAUCUGGAAUUCUCCUUGUUUGAUGCUACGCUAAAUGCUAAACUGUUUGGCAACAAUUUUCAGCAAGGAUUAGUAUAGAAUGACAUUGAAUACCUUGCCCGAAAAAUAUCCCCAAAUAAUUUUUCCAUCAUCAAACUUUACAGUUGUCACUAUGCAGUUGAUCUGGUAGUAUCCUCUUUUAAUCUCCCAAUCACAGAGAUGUCUCAUGCAUGAAACCGUUCUGUUACUUUAGAAUCCAAUAGGGAUGGGCUUUUCCCUUCUCCAGCUGAUGCACAGCAUUGUGAAUGCCAAUCUUAGGCUACUAGACAUGGAUACCUAUUUCAUGAUAAAACUGUUGGUUCUUCAAGAGGAACUUGAUGACAUUCUUCUAUCUGUUAAACACUUCAGUGACUUUUGGCCUGACACUUAACGGAUGGGAUCAUUGCAUUUUUGUUUUUUUGCCAAACUGGUUUGGUUUGAUAAAAUAAUAUUUUGUUUUUCACUUAAAGCACAUCACUGAUUGCUCUAGUGUGAUAAUAUAAAUGUUUGUUUGUCUCCAACCUUGAAUGACAAACACAUGCUUUUGGUUGAAUGGAUUUAAAAUGGAUACUACGUGUACAAUGAGUGAAUUAUCUGUAUAAUAAUAGAUCUGGGAUUCUGUGAAGUUUAGCACAUUCCGUACUUUUAAGUUGAAAAUAGAGGUUAGUCACUUUAUGAAAUUCCAAGAAGGCUUUUUUCCUUUUGUCUUUUAGACUGGAAUUUUAGGUGCUGUACAUGAGUAGCAUGAGUGGAAGUUUAUAGGUCAUGGGUUGUCCUGUGUGAAUCACCACUUCCUAUAAGCCUACCUUUAGAUGCCAACAUUCUAGAGGAUGGCAAUCAUAACCAUGGUCUAUCCUAUCUGAUUAGGGUUUUAUUUUAUUACGGAAAUAUCAAUAUUUAUCAUAAGAAAUCUGAUAAAACCUGCACAGAUAAGAAAACUCAGAGAUCGAGCUGUUUUGCUGCAAACUUUAUAGCAUGUGAAAAAUAAUUACCUGGCGGAAUGUGUUUUUUGCAUUAAAAAAAAACAACCUAUGGAGUCACAAUAAACCUGCAAUCUUAUUGACGAUUUAAAAAAUAAAAAAUUCAGCAGAUGUGAUGGCUCCUGAGCAGCUUUAAACACAUUUUGCAUCCAAUGCAGGCACUAAGGUCAAUCGCAAGGCUUUUAGUGUCUGUAAAGUAUAUUUUAACCCCUUCAUUGUGGUGUUCAGUCACUGGAAAAAAUCAGGUUAUUGAAAGAUUAUAUUUACUUAUCCCUAUAAUAUGUAUUUGUGACUUGAGAAGAAAAAUAAUUAAAUCUAGAAAUCUACACGUCUUUUACCGACCUUAGCUACUUGUUAGUCAUUGCUGGCAGUCAACUCAGUGAAAGCAUACAAAGAAUGCGAAGUGUUGGGCUGUUGUGGUGAUGGUACUAGGAGUGCUCCUCUAAAUUUUGGAAAUACUUUUUUUUUAAAAAACGCUGUUUUAGCUAGGCUGAAGGUGGUGUUUCAGGGAUAACUUCUUUUGAAGUUUUGAAAGUAGUCCGUGUUUACAGCAUCAAUUAUCAGCGUUAUCCGAGUUAUAAAAAUUGAACAGGAAGCUUUUUCAAUGCACAACAGUUUUACACCUCUUCUCAAGGUUUUAUCGCUUGUAAUAAAAUAGAACCCUAGAUCUGUUACAUUUAUGCAUAGCAAACACUUUCUCUCGUACAUACUGUACAUCAAAUAUUUUCUUCCCCUUAGUACAGGGGUAAGCAACCUUCAGCGCUCCAGAUGUUGGUGGACUACAUCUCAUACAAUGGUAUUCUAGCCAUAAUCCUGGCAAAGCCAAAGUUACAUAUAUUUACAAGUCCAACAAUUUGAGCAGUAACAUUUUUUAAACACAGACCAAAUACGUGGGAACUAUUUUAUUCAAGCAGUUUCCACCAAGGCCUCCUCUAAACCCAUGUUGUCUAUUUUCUUUAACAAAUAGCACUUAUUAAUUUCUUACCUUAUAGUCCCAAUAUUACUUUAUCAACAAGUACUCAAUAUUUCUAAUUACAUGCUAUUAGUAAACUUCAGAAAUUAAGAGAUCCAUAUAGCUCAGACCGAGAUGGUGUGAUUAAAUAUUUUUUACCCAGUUUUUUGGUGUGAUUAAAUAUUAUUUUUUUUAUACAGUUUUUUUAAAUGUAAAUUCCAGCUGGAAGAUAACAUGGUUUUGUCAGGAAAUGUUUCUGCCAACGUAUAAACUGUGCACUUCUCACCUUCAAACAAAGCCCCCUGCUCUUGGAGAGAAACUACUGCAUUGAAUCAUUAGCCUUAUUUUAACUGUUAUUGUUGCAACGCCUGCAAUUAACUCGACUUGUCAUAUGGGUAUGUUGGAUUAUUACUACGAUGCCAGGAAAUCAUUUAGCAGGUGAAAUCUUUCCCAUGAAAGCGUGAUGAUAAGGCUCCACUUUGAUAUGUGAGUCACACACCUCCAUGGAGGCAGCACGUUCUACAAUGGGAAUUUUUCAGAACUGUAAUUAACCCCCACUAUUCCUUGGUGGAAACAAAAAAGAAAUACAUCACAAUUUAAGAUAAUUAACCCUUUCUGGUCAUUGCUGGUAUAUUCUAUUUGUGUUAUGGAAACCAAGGGAUUGUAUCGGGAUCAUUAUAAAUCAAUACGUAACCUAGACAUUGUGACUAGCUGACCUAGGGAAUCUGAGGGUUAGUGGACAUGAACAUCCUGCGUUGAGUGGUUUGUCGCUGCUAAUUUUUCCUCGUUUGUUGUUGUGUAGUUUUCCAGUACCUAAAGGGUUGAAAGGUUGCUGUAAUUGGCACCCGCAGCUGCUCUUUCUUUUGACAGGGGAUAAUUUUGCAUCCAAUGCUUUGUGUGACAGCUGCCUAAUUGGGCAUUCUCUCCUUGUAGCAAGCCUGCCUCCUUCAGCCUCCCCGCUGACAAAUCGUGGUGGAUUAUAGAUGAGGACACGCUGACCCGUUCGACCUUGCUGAGACAGCAAGGAGGAGCCACUCGCAUCAUGCGGGAGGCUUUGGGUCAUCUAAAGGACAAGGUCAUGAGCCAGGUGGGGAAACGACUUGAUAUCACAUGACCACAAUCCAAUGUCACCAUGCCAAGGGCGAUUGCUACAUUAUUGAUCAUACUCCUUUCUCAUGGUGUCUUUCUCAUAUUGGAUAUCCAUUAUUAAAAGGGCAGUGAACCAACAGGAGACAAAGAUUUGAACAUCUUCAAACUGUAAUUCACCCUCUUGUAUUUGUGUAAAACCAAUAACAUUACGAAGCAGAAGACAAGUGCCUUGAAAACUUUUAUUCUUAUUCCAUUUCCAAAACAUUUUCAUUUGUCUUUGCGUUUGUUCAAUAAAAUAGAUGUGAAUGCUCACUGAUCUGUUCAUGCCUUGUGCCCUCUGAUGCUGGCUUUAAGUCUAUCUGGCAGUAGUGGUUAAAAAUGUAAUGUAUUCUAGAAUUGCAUAUAUGUUUUUAAAUACACUUUUAGAUUUUUGCAGAGUGUUGGUAUAAUUUUCUACAAUUGUAUCCUGCCCUUGUCAGAGGACAAUAUAUGCAAUAUAUAUAUUAACUGAUCUGGAGGGAAUAAUCCUCAAAAAAAAAUAUUUAUUUAUUUUUAAAUCCUUAUCCUCACAUUUCUCUUCCUGUUAGGUAAUAAUAAAAAAUAAAAAUAUUUGUGUAAAAAAAAAUAAAUAAAAAAAAAAUAAAAAUUAUAGAAUGUUUGCCUAGUGCUUUUAUUAUAUUUUGCCAGCUCUUCUGGCACAUUAACCUUUCCAUAGCUGAUUGCUGACUCUGUUAAUUUAUUGUGCUUUCUGUGUUUUAGUCAUUGCGUGUGUGCGUGCGUGCAUGCAUGUGUAUAUUCUUUUAAUUAUUAUUUUAGCAGAAUAAAUUCAUUUUAUAAUAGGAAGUAUUUGUUAUUGGGAUUUUUAUAGCUAAUGGUUAUUAUCUUUGCUCUGUUUUCUAAUAGCUGGGAGUUUAGUUGGAAGCUAUUUCUCGGUAGCAGCUUUGUAUUUGCGCCCUGUACGUACAUCCGUGGCCAGUAAGGUUACCUGCUGUUUGAUGCUAGGGCAGGGAAGCAAACCAUGUGCAGACAAUUGAAUUUUUACUGAGGAGCAGUCGCACCGAUCGAAUGAAAAUGAACACUUUUUCUUACAAAGUGACCUUUAGCAAGGUACACAGAAUUGAAGUCAAAUAAAGGAUUUCUUUUCAACUGUCAUAAAAGAGAGGAAAUAUUAUUUCAUCUGAAGUGCACUAGACUCUGUUUCUGGGAAAACACAAAUGUCGACGGAUGAUCUUUUGUCAAUUUUUUAUUUUUUUUUUGUUUUGUUUUUAUCUGUGUAAUUUUAGCCUCUUGAGGUCCAAGUCAGUCAGUGCUAUGAGUGAUGAAUUAGUUUUCUCAAGUAGUCGUGCCUGUGAAUUGGGGUGUAUGUUAAGCCGUGACCUUGUUUUGCAUAUGCUUAACUGAUUCAAGCUUGGUAGAGGUUUGUAAUCCUAUGUCUUACACGCGUAUUCUUGAUUAGUGUACCGGUAGAUGCCUUACAGUGUACUGUGUUCUGCUUCAUAUUGGUCAGGACCUGGGCAUUGGGGAGUCAAGUCGAAGGAGAAAAAAGGAUGUCUCGCAUUAGUAUUCUAUGAAUGCUGUAUUGUCUGCAGAACAAAUUGAUUGCUUCACUGUACCUGUGCUUGGCACCACUGCUGGGAGAGAAAGAGGUAUGCUUGUGAUCUUUUUAACUAUCUCAAAUUCUGGCACUCCAGGAAUUUUUCUUUACCCUCCUUUUAUAGAGAUAGUAAGGCUUACAAAUUAUUUUGGUAAGCGUGAAAAAAACGUAUUUUAUAUGUUCUACUGAGUAUUAUUAAGAAAUAUGUUUUUGUUUGUUUGGUUUUUUUUGUUCACACUUAACAUUAGCAUCCAAGAGAUUUUGUUUGGGUUUUUUCUCCCAAAGAAUCAAAGAAACUUGUUUUGGGCUAGAAAGAUUUUAAUUAGUGCUAAAGCAUUUUUGUUUUCAACUUAUAUAAUUUGCUUUUGCGCAUAUAAAUAUUGGUGUCUAUUUCCCUGUAACUAUGUAUACAAUGUGUAAGGUUGUAUACAGGUUUAUAUAGUAUAUCUUGUAUAUAAACAUUGAAUAAUCCAAAGUCUUAAGUCCACUUUUGCAGAACAGACAGCACCAUUAACAUAACUGGGCGGGUGCUAGACGCACACGAGAUUUAAAUCUGGAUGUAAGCUUAUCUCGUAACAUGAUGAAAAGGUAACUUCAGGAGAGGUUUUCUAAGGUCCCCUUAUGCCUGUAAUUACACCAGAUUUUAACCUACUCAAUGAUAGACUUAAAAAAAAUACCCUUUUUAUAUGGUGAUAGAGCCAGAAUGUGCUUUAAUGGUUUUUUUACUAUCUAUCUAUCUUGUUUACUUGCUAAGGUUGAGCACUACUUGCCCAUCCCCUCAUUUUAAUUUAGACCCCCACAGAUGGUUAUCUCUGGAUUGUCCAAACCUGGAAAACAUGUCGUUCUGCCUAUCAAUCAUUCUAGAAAAAGCUAAAUUUCUAGGUUCCAAUUAAAAGUACUGUGCAUUUAAACCAGUGGGCUGAACACAAUGACAAAUUAAUGUAUGUGGUGGCAACCAAGAAAAUGAUGGAUGGUUCUGCUGGUUUGCAAUCUAAAAUUCACGUUUCAUGCAAAUACGACAGAGGGGCAUUUUGAAGAGUAAGCCAUUUUUGUGUAGUCUGUGCUUGCCAAAUAGCUUGCAAAUACUUAGUUUGGAAAGUUGUGUGUUUUUAUGUAAAGAGCUUAUCUUACACUGCCAGACCAAGGGACAUGACUGGGGAGGGCAUUCAGUAGCUCACUCGCACAUACGGAUUUAAUUAACACUACGUAUUAAUUGGCAAAAGAGCCAUAUGUUUUCUAGAGCACUGUGUAGCUGUAGCUGAGUAAGGAGAAAGUGGAAGUUUGCAGACUGGCUACAGGCUCACAUUGAGUCAACAUUCCAGCUGUGUUAAUGUUUACAGCAGUGUUUCCUACAAAGAUGAUUGUUGGCUUCCAAAAUAACUUGUGGCAUAACAUGCAGUCUAAACUAGUGAUUCAUAUAGCAGUGUUCAAAGACCACAGUGAUCUCAGAUUACCCAAUUAUUUUCCAUUGGUCAGAUCAUUAAAAUGUGAAUUGUAGGUGAUCUUUGAGGUCUCUGUAAGAAACUUUACGUAUCUAUCUCUAAUUAUUGGGUUAUUGGCUGCUGAUCUACACCAUAUCAGUAGAGUAUUUGGGAACCUUAAAUAUUGCCAGACAAACCUUGCCCUGAAUUUGUUUCAUUUCUCAAAUGCUUCAGUGUGCUGUGCCAUGCGUCAAACUCUAAUAUUUUCGUGAAUAUGUUUUAUUAAUGUGUUGGCCACUGUGCUGCCAUUUUGUUUUUCUACAAAGAGUCUUUGAUAGUUAAACAGCACAAUUCGCAUUCCUGGAAACUUCAUUGGCAUGGCCUGAAAACUUUGAGAUUCAUGUUACCAAGCCUCAGAUAUAACUUAUUAAAAGUAAUGCUAUAUAGAGAAAUAAGAGUUGGAGAUGAAGCAUGUUGGGGAGUGAGCCUUGAGCUAAUGAAAUCCCCGUUCAGGUGAUACUGUCUAUUUUUGAAGACACACAGAAACGUUUGAAAGCAAGGUAUUGCUUAAAGGACCACUAUAGUGCCAAGAAAACAAACUCGUUUACCUGGCACUAUAGGGUGUUUAGGUUCUCCCCACCCUCAUGGCCCCUCUCCCGCCUGGCCGUAGGGGUCUGAAGGGGUUAAUCACUUACCUUUCUCCAGCGUCGGCUGCCUCGGCGCAGGGAAACUCUCCUCCCUCUUUUGACGUCAGUGCUGAAUGCACAUGCGCUUCAAUCAGUCCAUAGGAAAGCAUUACUCAAUGCUUUCCUAUGGACAUCAGUGUCUAAAGUCACAGUGAGAAGCGCCUCUAGCGGCUGUCAAUGAGACAGCCACUAGAGGCUGGAUUAACCCUAAUGUAAACAUAGCAGUUUCUCUGAAACUUCUAUGUUUACAGCUGCAGGGUUAACCAUAGAUGGACCUGGCACCCAGACCACUUCAUUAAGCUGAAAUGGUCUGGGUGCCUAUAGUGGUCCUUUUAAUCAAGAAGAAAUGUAGUCCUGUGUUUAUGAACCAUGAAUUAAACGGCCUAUAAAAUGCUAUUUAUAUAUUUAGAAAGUAAUGUUUUGUCUAGUUGGUAAUUGCUGUUAUUUCUACCCUGGUUGGGUAAUAGAACAUAUACCGUGUCUACUUUAGACCUUUAAUACAAUAUAUACAAUGUGAGCUGGGUCAUCUAGAUUUAGCACAGAUAGGUUUGACUCUAAUGCUUGCCACACUACAUACACACUUUCAGCACCACUUCUCGCACUUCAUAGCCAUACCACCCAUUCAAAGACACUCUCGGCCAAUGAAUUCCAUUCAAACAUGGCUGGAAUGGUUAUCACUAAUAUGGAAGUGGAGCUUCUGCUUUAGUGAUAUCACAGAGAAAUGUGGGCAUCUACGGGAGCCCGGCACAAGUGUCAAGUUGUUUGACUACUUACCAUGGAUUGGAGCUAGGGGCACUGUGGUAGUUAUGGUGCUUAGAUUGUCCUUUUACUAUCUUCUAUAAAUCUAGGAUUCUGAAAGCACAGAAACAAAUGACUUACCUCCCAAGUGUCCCUGUUUACCUCCCUAUUUUGUGCCAAAAUCCAUCUUUCCCUCUUUUUUUUUUUUAUCCUAAUAUUCCUCUUUUCUAGAAGCCAUGUUGUUGUUGUUGUUGUUGUUGUUGUUGUUGUUGUGGUUUCAGUGUAUAACACAGCAGUUAUACUCACAGUAAUGUGUCUUUAAACUGCAAAUAAAUGUUUCAAAUCAUUCUGCAUACAUAGGAUACACUGUCCUAAAUUAACUUUUACUUACAUAAAAUGUUAUUAGUAAGUCACCUAAAAUGUCUCAGAACAGCGCCUCCUCUAGACAUAUAUGCACUCGCAGCCCGAAAAUUAAAGUGUCCCUCUUUGUCCAUUUGAAAUGUUGGAAGCUUCUGUAAUACAUGGGCUGUAGUUACAAUAUAGCAUGCUCAUCAUGUAUCUCAUGUCCCCAUGUUUGUUCGUUAGCAGACACAUCAUGACCCUUUUAUUUACCAUCACCAACUCAUCAAGGCAGCGUGUUUAGAUAUGAGUUUUAUCUCAGUUCUUUACAUUUUAAUUUAACACCUUCUGCAGCAUAUACUAAUAAUAAUAUAUACCCAUGGCUGUGCACAGUUUAUGUCAUUAGGUGUCUUGCCCAAUAAGGUUAGGUUGUGUGACUGGGAUAUGGACCUGUGUUUCCCUGUGCAACGUCAGUAAAAAAGGAUACAUAAACAUAUUAUGGUUCGUUCCCCUUUAAUGCAUUAAUUGCUAUUAUUAUGAUUGACCAAGGAAGUCAUGUAAGGCUAAAUAGUUGGUUGUUUCUUUGCGUGCUAAAUAUUUGAAACACAAUGUACAGUAUGCGUAAAUAGAGUGUGUGUAUGUUAAGUGUAUUCUAAACCCUAGGAGCUUGGAUCAAAUGCCAGCUGUUACAUCAGUCCUGUUUGUAAUCUUACAUGCUACUGUAUGACCUUGACAUUGUACUUGCAGCUUUAUACUCUAUUAAAUCUAUUUAUAGGGUCAGACAAAUUAUGUGCUCCAUAUUUCUAGAGCUAUAAAAUCAAAUUGCCAGAUUAAUUGGGUUCAAGCUAGAAAUACAGGAAAUGCCAACAAACUUUUUGUGUAUGAAGAAGCAAUCAACCCUCCUAUUUUUUAUUUUUAUAUUUUUUUUAUUUUUAUUUUUAAGGUUAAGUGGGUCUAGGACUCUUUAAUGUCCAGAAAUUUCAGAGUUCUGAAAGUAACACUAUGUAGUAAAUUUUGGUUUUCCCAAAUAGACGUGCUUGAUAUGUAACCUGUCUAACCCGAAUCCAUGCCUUCUUCAUGGUGUCCUUCCUGUAUGUGUUGAAUGCUGAACCCAUAUUCCAUUGGUGUAAGCAGGACCUCAGCGGGUUUGUCCCAGUGAGUUAAGCGGGUAUUUAUUUCCACUCUUCUCAAGGCACUUUAAGUGGUAUAUAGUCCCACCCAUGCUCUGUUGAUUUCACAUCUACUUAGCCUUCGUCUACUUUUAGUCCUUUCCAUAAGGGAAAAUACAAGGGCAGUUUACCAAUCCUGGCUGCAGGACAAGGUUCCCCUACUGGAAAUGGUCAUCCUCAAAAUCAAAGACCAUUAUAUAAUGGACAAGCUGAAUGCACAUGUUAGAAAUGCAAUUCCCUCUUUUCAGAGAAUUGGGUUGAAGUGCUUCUUAGGGUGCUGGGAUAACUGCUUCGCCCUCUUUUUCCCUUUUUUAGCUUGACUGUAUUUCUUGUUAAUUCGUAGUGCUGUAUUGGGUGACCUACCUUAUACUUUGCAGCAGUUUCCCCCCACCCCAUCCCACUUCUCUAAUCCCUUACUAGGUUCUACUUUAUUUCUUUUUAAACUACUGAAAACCGAGACUUUUGCUGAUCGUGCACUGUCACAUGCUUUUUUUUUUUUUUUAUAUAUAUAUAUAUUGCUGCCCAGUCUCUUUUAAAAAAUUUUUUAAAAAGAAAAAGUAUACAUAUUGUAUUUUAAAGCCUGUAACCCCCCGUUGUUCUAUUAUGUAGUGUUCAUUUCUAUUCCAUUGUAGAUUUAGAGUAACCACUACAUUGUUUCUUUCUAUUGUGGCCAAGUAAUUUAAUCAUAGACCGAAUGCAGCAAUGUAUAACAAUAUUCUAUACCGUGUUAUCCCAGUGCCAUCUUAACAACAUUAUGGGCUCCUGGGCAAAGCAGCGCACUAAGGCCCUACCUUCACACAACUCACAAGAAUAAAAAUUAGAAUUAUAGAUAAAAAUAAGCUUAUAUGUAUUAGUAUCUCCAACAAAUGCAAUAUAAACAUUCACACACAGACUGCUGAAAACAUUCACACACCGACUGCUGAACACAUUCACACACCGACUGCUGAACACAUUCACACACCGACUGCUGAAUACACACACACACACACAGACAGACAGACUGCUGAAUACACACACAGACUGCUGAAUACACACACACACUGCAUUGAGGGGUGCUGUGUAUGUGUUUGUGUGUACGGGUGCUGUGUGUGUGUGUGUGUGUGUGUGUGUGUCAAACUUAAAGGACCACUAUAGUGCCAGGAAAACAUUCUCGUUUUCGUGGCACUAUAGUGCCCUGAGGGUAAUCCCACCCUCAGGGUCCACCUCUCGCCGGUCUCUGGGGAGAGGAAGGGGUUAAACUCACCUCUUUCUCCAGCACUGGGCGGGGAGCUCUCCUCCUCCUCUCCUCCCUCUUCUCCUCCUCUUCGGCUGAAUGCGCAUGCGCAGCAGGAGCCGCGCGCGCAUUCAGUAAGUCCAUAGGAAAGCAUUCACAAUGCUUUCCUAUGGACGCUGGCGUAUUCUCACUGUGAUUUUCACAGUGAGCAGCACGCAAGCGCCUCUAGCGGCUGUCAAGAGACAGCUACUGGAGGCUGGAUUAACCCAUUUAUAAACAUAGCAGUUUCUCUGAAACUGCUAUGUAUAUAAAAAAAAAAAAAAAGGGGGUUAACCCAGCUGGACCUGGCACCCAGAUCACUUCAUUAAGCUGAAGUGGUCUGGGUGCCUAUAGUGGUCCUUUAAGCAAAUUGUGUUUUUUCCCUGUAACAAUACAAUGGAAUUUAGUACUCUUUUAACAUUUAUGCUUAUUUGUAAAUGUGCAGAGGUUUAUUCAAUAAACUAGGAAUUUUGAACAGUUAGCAUGAAAAUUGCAAUUUCUGGGCAAAUUAGUCAAUUGGAAAAUGUCUUCAAAUUUACUAUAUUCCCACUAGGAUACCAUGUCCUAAAACUUGUUAUUUCCAUUAGUUCUCCAGUAUCUACUUUAAUGGCCAAACCCAAAAAACUACAGCAAGGUGUUCCAGUAUAGAUAUGUUGUUUAAUUUUAAUUAUAGAAAUAGAUUUGGAAUCAUGAUAAAAUGUAUAUAUUAUAACCAUGAUGUUAUUUUUUUUCUAAUUUUUGUUUGUUUUUCUUUUGUAGAUGCUGAUCUAUCUGUAA
Messenger RNA from Pelobates cultripes (western spadefoot toad), 57382 nucleotides. The record is from the annotation of a GenBank genome assembly. Lineage: Eukaryota; Metazoa; Chordata; Amphibia; Anura; Pelobatidae.